CUCCUCUCAUCUGUCUUAUAUAGUCAUGCCUCCUCUAGGGAGUAGAAAACCCUCCUUCUCCUCCCUCCACCUCUCCAGGAUCAUGUGGCAUUAGAGAAAUGGAACAAUAAAAUAACAUUGUGUGCCAAAUACACAAUGGACUCGCUAGAUAGGGAUGAGAAAUCACUGCAGCAUGCUGAGGCUAGAUUGCAGUCAGAGAGGAGGACACACGCCUAGCCUCCUGUCUGCACCCUAGUUCUGCAUUUCUCUAUCUCACAAGCACAGACACUCACUCUCUGCUGAUGGGGAUCUCAGCAGUUCACUAGUUCCUGCUGAGAGAGGUCUUUGCAAAGCUGAGUUUGGAGGAAGGGAGCAGCAUGUGCUGGUCACCUUGCUGGAAAAAAGAUAAUCACACCCUGACUGUAUAGAGGUCAGAGAGGCUGAGACCCUUUAAUUGAGCUCAGCUAGGACUCCCUACACAUACAUCCUAAGUGCUGGGAGUCAUGGGAGAGUCAUUAUCACUGCCAGUGGAGCAAUUCAAGCUGGAAGCUCACACAGAGCCCCCUGUCUCAAUGCUAACUUUCCUCUGAUGAGACUGAGGAGAAUCUGGAGUAUAUGAGGAGACCCCUGGAAUUUGCUGAACAAGACAUCUCCAAGGGUAAGAGAGCAAGCACUGCUUGGAAAUGAAAUGAAUGGGGAUUUCCUGUGGAUUUGUCCAUGUGUGCAAUGAUAUUAAGCUGAGGUCUAUACUAUUACAAUUAUUAUAUAUUGUACUUACGGUUAUGUUGAUUAAUAUAUUUAUGAUUGUAUUGAUUCUCACAUGUCUAUUGAUGUCAUUUAUGUUAGUGGCAGGGAAUUCUUGUAGAUUAUUGCACACACAAUGUUAAAUGUAUUUUUUUAAUUGGUGAUUUCCUACUCACUUUAUUUAGUGAAUCACCUUUCAUUUAUAUUUUAGUAUUAUUCUUGGUUAAGAUGAAGGCAUACAGGGUUAUAUUCAUAGAUGUGCAGAUUUUUGAAAUGAUAGAUUAAAAAAAAGUAGGUAUUGCAUAUUUCCUUAACUCCCACAGUAGGUCCUUAGUAUAAUCACUUCUUAAUUGUUUGUUUGUUUUUCCUUUAGUUCUGUAUUUAUAUUUUAAUUUUCUUUUUAGAUAAUGGAGGUUUAGAGAGAGGUUAAUUACAGUAUUUUUGAUACUGAAAUUUGUAAAAUGCACCAUGUUUUUGGGAAAUGCUUCAGUCUUGGUGGGUGAGUAUUUGCACUGGGGUAGCAAAGUAUAGAGAAGUUUUAAUAUCUACAAACAUAAACUUUAUUGCAAUGCCCAUUAAGUGGGUAAAUCCAAUGAGCUAUAGUGGUGAUGAGUAUAACUACUGUAUGCCACAUAAGAAUCAGUACACAGCAAUCAUUAAUCCCCCAGAACAUACUCUAUUAACACUUUAGGUAUCUAGGACAUGUAACGAUUGCAGAGGCUGCUCUAGACUAAAUGGCUCAAAAUAAGCAAUUUUUGCAACUGAGAACUUAACAUUACUGAUACUUAUAUGGCAUGAUCUUCACCUGACAGAUGCUUGGAAUGUGGGACAGAAGACCAAGUUUAUUUGCUUUUCAUAUCUUUGGAGCUUUGCAUAGGUUAGUAGAUAUACACAAGUACUGUGUGUUAAAGCCAGGUUUAAAUUGUAUUUUAGGAUUAUGAAUUCUUUGGACAGCUGCUAUGAAUUAGGGGAGAUUAGCGGGGGUCUUGGGUUUGGUCAAUUCUAGGGUUAGCGUUAGCAAGGUACGUGGCUAUGGUUCAUGAAACAAGGAUACUAGGUUUUAGAGAGAUAAGUAGAAUGGAGGAGAUUAUUUUUCUCUUAGUCAAUAUAAAGAUGUGGUUGCAGUUGGUGAUCAGUUGCUGUAAAUAUUUAGGGGUUCAAGGAGCUUACUGAGGAUCACGAUAAUACAAAUCAAGUCAGAGAUCAUAACAGGUCAGUAGACAGAAACCUUGCAUCUCCAUCUGGAGGUGCCUGUAGAAAUUACCUUGGUCACUUGAGGCUAGGCAGCUGGUGCAAUUGACAAUGAUAGAAAGUCAACACAUACACACUGUGGGCAAAUACCCCCUUUGCUGCAGAACAUCUUGCAGGGCAGUACUGUCACUCUACAGUUCUCAUCAUAUCAACAUAUCCUGCUGCAACCGCAGACUUCCCCAGCCUUCACCACCAACUUGCUAUCCAGACUAGACUCCUACUGCUAACUAUACACACAUUGGUGGAUUAACGUGGGAUAAAGAGGGCCAGUUUUCCCUGUAAACUUACAUAUUUAUGGGGUUUACUUGUAGAGGGAGAAUAAUACAAAAAUUAGUAGAACCAGAACAAAUAUGGGCCAUGGCAUGUAUACAUUUGAAUAAAAUUAUGAAUAUUAGUUUACUAUUCUAAUGGGUAAAAGCGCAUUAAUAUAUUGGGACCCAUGACUGCUCCUAAUCCUCCCCUGCUGAUGUAAUUAAAAUAGCUAAGCAGUGCCUUAUCGUUCCUCUGCCUCAGAGGGAAUAGACCGACCCUGCGUUCAAUAUACUCUGCCACAUCAAAUAAUAAACUCCUUAAAGGGGAACAGUCACCUCUAUGGAAUUGACACCGCUGAAUAAAACAUUGAAAAUCAUCUAUAAGUUGUGUAACCAUUCUUUGGGGUUGCCAUUUUCAGUUCAAUUUAUAUAAAAAUUUAGCACAUUACAUCACUAUCCAUUUCAGGCAAAGUACAGACAGAUCAAACAAUGUAAAUGAAAAGGAGAAACAGAUAUACUUCUGUUUUCUCUAUGCGGACAGCCAGGUGCAAAGACAGAGCUUGUAACAAUGAUUGACAGGGAGCUAAGAUGGACGCACCCAGUUGCAGGAUAAAGAGGCGUGGAUGUCUACCUUUAAAUUUAAUUUUCACACCUCAAAAAUACUCAUUUGUUAAAUAUAGGAAAUAUUAAACAUAAUGUUAAAUUUCCUGGGACGUCAAUUGGACGUUCUUGAUGUCCAAGCCUUGGGACAAGGUUCCAUCAAGUGAACAAGGGUUUAUUAACAAAAUUACCCUAGCAGCCUGCAGGGCGCUGAGCCAAGCAUGGCUACAGACAGAUUCCCAAUCGGUAGAGUUUAAGGUUACAUAUCUCAUGGACAAGUUGACUGCUUAGCUUUGCCAGACAAUGGAUUUUUAUUAAUAAAACCUGGCAGAAAUGGGGAAUAUGAGCCUGUUUGUUGUACGGGACAAUGCUCAUACAACCUCUAUUAGUUGAGUUGAUGCAUGGAAUAGCCUUCCAUCUGAAGUUGUAGAGGUUAACACAGUAAAGGAGUUUAAGCAUGCGUGGAAUAGGCAUAAGGCCAUACUAAGUAUAAGAUAAGGCCAGGGACUAAUAAAAGUAUUUAGAAAAUUGGGCAGACUAGAUGGGCCGAAUGGUUCUUAUCUGCCGUCACAUUCUAUGUUUCUAGUUGAGAUCAUAGUCAUCUCAACUAUUGUCUCUCCCCCUUUAUUUCCCCCUACAGACUUACUUUUUCUUCACCCUCUUUAUUAUGUUUAUUUUUGCAAAUUGGAAUGUUACAUGUAAAAGUUGAUACCAAAGGUGCUUAUAGAUACGCUAUCCCAUAUUCUUUCAUAGUUUUUCCAGCAAUACAAUAAAUAGCAAAAAGAAGAGAACGAAACAGGCUAUGUAUCUUAUAACCACAUGUUUUAUACCUAAGAAAGUAUUACAACUAGCCAUCAACCAAGAUAGAUUUGUAAUACAGUGAGGUAGAACCCAAGGUCAAGAUUGAAUAUUUAUUAUAUGUAUAGAUGUCAUAAUUCAAUCUUUUAUAGGUUCAGUUAAGGCAUGUAAGCAUUUUCGCUGCAUCAUAUCUAGGUACUCAAUAAUUAUGCAUACAUUGUCAUAUACAGACCUAAUUGAGUUUGAUUUAUAUAAAUAUAUAUAUGUGCAAGUUAUAUAAUUAUUGAAUAAUAAUCUUCAUUGGGGUAUGCAUGACAUAUUUGAAUUUAUUGUAUCAUCGUUUAUAGGAGCACAUAGGUUAUGCAUGCAUGUCCUCAAUGCAUCAUCAUGUAAACGGUAUAAAUUAGGUGUGUGUGCAUAUUGCCUUAUAUCGGAAUGCAUGAGGAGUGUGCAUCUUUCAUUGUAAAUAUGUUCUGCAUUGAUCACCCAGGUAAAAAGUUCAACCAUUCAAAAAUGGUUUGACUAUUUACAAUAGGGUUCGCCAGGUUGUUCUUGCUCCUGACACCAUAACCACUACAAAAUUCAUUUAACCUUGUUUCUUUUACAUGGGCCCACAUUAUAAGCAUGGUAUUAGCUUAGUCACAUUUUUCAAUUGCAAAAUUAGUUUGGUGACCCACUGUAGCUUUUCAAAAAAUUUUUUUUAAUGUAAAUAAAUAAAUAUAAGUAUAAAACCACUUUAAUUUGAUUGUUUCCAUUUUUAAAUGUUUCGCCAGACUGGGAGAAGCAGCAAUGCUGUGAUAACUUGCGAGCUGAGGCCUGGAACAACCACUCACUAAACUGGCAUGGGAACCCAAUUUUAGAUCAGAGGUUAAAAAACAAUGAUCUAUUAUUUUGCUAUAUGAAAGUAUUUCUCAUGUUCAAAUAUUUUACUUGAAAUGGGAACAGGCUUCUUGUAAGGAGAUUUUCAGGAACUUAAGUUAUCAGUAGUUCAGUUCUUGCCUUCGUUGUGUUGAAGAACAGAUUACAGGGUUUCUCUGUGCCCUCUGGUCAUACAAUUAUUAUUUUAUUAUUUAUAUAGCGAAGCAAAUUACGUAGCACUGUACAAUAGGAUAAUGAAAGUAUACGGGCAAAGGAUGACAAAUGCCAGGAAAAACAACUGAAAAAAACUGAAAAACGAGCUGCUGUAUGGGGACCUUUCCAGAGGAGGACUGGCAACUUGUGGUCUGAGGGGCAAAAACUAUUUAGUGUCUUAUAGUGCAAUUUUACCAACAUCUGUGAUAGACACAAGUACACAAACAAAAUAGAUGUGUUGAUAGACAUACAAGGUAAAUUAAUAGAAAGAAGUGCUAUGCAGUUAAAGAGCAGCCCAGAGAGCAAUUGCCCUGACCACUUGACACUUGGACAUCCUUAAUCAAUAAGGAAGAUCUCCCCACCAGCAUUUAGUAAAAAAAAAAAGUUCUAAAGAAUUUUCCAGCAAGGAAAUGCUAUUAAUUUAUUAGAUGCAUACACCUUGUAUAUCAUGCUAAUAAGCAGUAAAUGCAUAAACUUGUAUAUCCUGCCAAUGAGCCGUAUGUGCCUUCAAAAAGCCUUCCAGUGCCACCUGUGCCCCUAAACAACCUGCCAGUGAAACCUCCAGCCUAUCUGUGCCAUCUCUCUGCCCCAGCAGCUCUGUGCCAUCUCUCUGCCCCAGUAUAUCUGUGCUAAAAAGCCCCUAGCCUCUCUGUGCAUCUCUCUUCCCCAAGCCUCUCUGUACUAUCACACUGCCACCAGCAUCUCUGUGCCACCUCUCUGCCCCAGCAUCUCUGUGCCAUCUCUCUGCUUCCAGCCUCUCUGUGCCAUCUUUUUGUCCCCAGCAGCUCCUUGCCAUCAUUCUGCCUCAAGCAGCUCCAUGCCCCCUUUCUGCCCCAAGCAGCUCUGUGCCAUCUCUCUUCCCCUUAGCAGCUAUGUGCCACCUCUCUGCCCCUGGCAGCUCUGUGCCACCUCUCUGCCCCUGGCAGCUCUGUGGCACCUCUCUGCCCCUGGCAGCUCUGUGGCACCUCUCUGCCCCUGGCAGCUCUGUGCCACCUCUCUGCCCCUGGCAGCUCUGUGCCACCUCUCUGCCCCUGGCAGCUCUGUGCUAUUUCUCUGCCCAUCAACAUGCUCAUUCACCCGGAUGGCAUCCACAGCACUUGCUUUGCACCUAGAUGCCUUGCAUUCCCUACAUUUACCCCUGGACACAGAUUGCAUCCCCUACACUUACCCCAGGACACAGAUGAUAUCCCCAGCAUUUACAGGACCCAGAUGACAUUCCCUGCACUUAUCCCAAGACCAACAUUCCUGGUGUCUAGUAGGAGGCAGUGUGGUGCCUGUGCACUAUGUAUAUGCACAAACAUCCUGUAUGCCUCUUGUGCUCUUCGCACUUUUGGUGAUGUCAGAGAUGCGACCUCUGACUUCCUGAGACACACAUGGCGCAAGAAAGGCAUACAGACACCACACCACAUUGCCUGCCUACCCCUGUCGCAGAGGUGGCUGGCUGGCUGCCAGACGCAAAAUAUUCUGGUGAUGCUGCUAGUAUAUAUUCCUAAUGCUGGCACCGGCUGCAUUACAGGCUGUGUGGCAAUACAGCUGACAUGGCUAGAAUUUUGUGCGCCCUGGGGAACAAUUGCCCCUGGAUCUUUCCCACCAAAAUGUUGCACUAUGCACAUGGAACUUUUAGGUCCAAAAGCAGACAGAACAAACCAAAUAAUUUUUGUUAUAUAAUUUAUUCCAGCAGCAGCUAUACAUCAAUGGAGAGUAUGUUGACUCUGAUUGCUAAGGCUGUCUGCAGGUUUUCUAUCCCCCUGUGCCCUGUCACUGUCCUUUGCAUUAUACGAUUUUGUGACCUACUUUAAGAUAUCCCAUUGGUGUGUGCAAAUCUAUUUUUUUUUCUUUCACUGCAAUAGUAAUACUAUAUACGAUGAAAUCUCCUUGACAGUGUACAAAAAAUUCUGACAGUAAUUGCAGUGAAUCUGCUAUUAUUAAUUUAAACUUCUGCCUUUACACAAGACAGCUACUUGCCUCUUUCGUAGGGGUAGCGGUUAUCGCAGAAGUUGCUAUGAAAAGGUGGUAAACAAUGCUUUAUUUAUAGGGUGCCCUGGGGAUAAAUUAUAAGAUUUUACACAAAUUUACGAGUAGCCAGGUAUCAUCUGGCCUGCUAAAAAAAAUGUACUUGCCUGCCAAAUUCUCAUCCCCAACACUAAUAUGUGUUAUUAAUCAUCUCGCUCCCAAUCCAAUUCCCUUAUUCUAAAUUUAUGACCCAAUGAUAUUUUAUGAGUCCAUAGGGUCUAUUCACUAAGCCUUGAUUUGUGAUGGAUUAAAACUUGACUUUUAAAAAUGCCAAAGCAACAAAUAUAAUAAAUGAGAGAGAUUUUAUAGUCUGUUCAACUCAAGUUCGUUACAGUUAAGUGUUUGUUGUGUAGACCUUCAAAUUGUCCUAUUUAUCAAAACAAAACUGGAGUAAUUUGCAAAACAGCCAUGUGUGGAGCAGUAUAAACAUGCCGUGGGUUGCUAUAGUGAUUGCUACAAACAGAGCACCUUGCCCCAUAGUGCUGCACUUUACGCUUGCUGUAACUCCUUUUGGGGUAAUGUAUGACUAAUAAUUUAGGGUCUGAAUUCCAUUGGUUUCCACAUCAGUAGCUCCACUUUUAGAACUUUUCCCCAUAACUGCUCUUUUUAUUAACCCAUGCAUUGUCCUAGCAUGCUGUGGGGCAGAUAAAAAGUGAAAGCAGUGGAGGUUUGUUUGGGAUUAUAUGUAGUGUCACUCUGUACCACAAUGUGCUAUGACAAUAGGUCUGCUGUCCCUGCCUGCUGGGGUGGGGGGGGAGAAUUCUGUUUACAUGCUCUGAGGCUCUGGCUGUGAUGGACUGUUCGUACACAGUAUUUACCAGCGGAGUUUGCAAAGCAUUCUGCAACAUCAUCUUAAACAAGUCACUUCAGAGGGUGGGGAAGCAGAGAGCGAGAGGGAGAAACGCUGAGCAAGUGAAAUAAUAUUUUAUCUGCAAAUACCUACCCUACUCCGGACGGCUUCAGGUACAAUACAUUGAUAAAGUUUUCCUGUCUGCUUAUUACGGUGUCUACUGCAUAUUGGUUUUUAUAAUUUAUACAUGAGUGUACGCCUUAUAGAGUGAUGUUUAGGUUCCAUUUGUAUACAUUAAACAUUUUUUUAUAUGCACAUACAUAUAUAUCCACACACUAUUCAGUGUACGUGUAUGUAUUAUAAUAUAUAGAUAUAUAUAUAUAUAUAUAUAUAAAUAAAUGUGUCUGUAGUGCGUAAUGCAGAUGCUGUGUGAUGUAGAUGCACACACAUGUAUUUGAAUGUUUUACAUGCUUAUCUUGCAUAUACAUACACAAAUACAAGUGUACACUUAGGAAUACUUUGUAUGUAUAGGAAUAUGGCAGGCAGAAGUAUUAUGUGAUACGGGAUAUAUUAAUAUACGGGUUUGUAUGCAGAGAGCAGUUAUUAUUUACAGUGUGAUGUGUGUAAAGUUCAUUCUGCUGCAACGCUGGCAUUUACUCAAUGACUGUGCUAAUGUGACUCUUUUCUGUCCAGUUCUCCAGGCUGAGAGCAGAGCUGGGGGGCGUUAUGCAGAACAAGGGGUUCCUUUCCCCUGUUUCCUUGACCCCCUCUCUUCUGAUUCACUGUCUUGUAUUACCUCUCCUUGGACUCAUCCAGGUAAGAUUGCGAGGUGUAUUGCUUUAUUGUACAACGUAUGAAUUAUUCAUUGGCAAUGUUUGCUGUGCAUAAAUGGGUUAAUGCUGCUCUGUUGAGUGUGUUGCAUUAUUUAAAUAGAAAGUUUGUGCAUUCUAAGCAGGGUUGAAAAGGAGUUACAGGCAGCGAUCGCUGUCCACUGACACACCAGUUUAAAUGCUCUAUAUUUCCAUUGGCAGGCGCUGAGCAUAGUAGGGAUUGCAGUCUACAUGGCAGGGGUUUGGGUUGUUGCCUUUCAGCCUUUGCACCCUUGUGUACUUAAAGCAUGUGUUCCUUAUCUGUACUAACCAGAAGCUCAAAACCCUAUCCCAUCUGCUAUAACUCUUGUAUAACUCUUUUACAAGCAAGCAAAACAGAGCUUACAGCUCUCUACUGUACUGUCAUUAAUAAAAUCUAUUUUAGUCAGCCAUUGUAAUAACAAAAAUAAAUAAAUGAUGCGUGCUAAUAUAGCUGCAUACCUUAAUAACAGGAAUUGUGUUGCACACGUGUAGGUGCCUGGAAUAGUUUUCCAGUGCAAUAAUUCCAAGAAACACACUUAGACACAACUACCGAGAGGAAAAGAGGAAAAAGAGAACUGUAACUUUAAGGCAGAGGAGUGUGGACAGACUGAAGCUGUGUAAUAUUUUCUGGGUUCUGAAUGGUUGCUGCUAUUAUUAUAAAGUAUUAUAAAAUGUUGACUUGAAAAUGUAAAUUGGCAUUACUUUAGAGAGGCCUGCUUAUUUUAACAGGCCAUAUCUUGUUUAACGUAAGUCCAUAUUUUGGCCGAGGCUCAGUAGACUGUCAUGACUGACAUAUGAUAAAUUUAAGGGGACAGCAUUUCAAUUAAAAUCAACACACUGCUGCUAGGCACAAGGGAGAGAUUUCCAGUUUAUAGUAAGGUGGGUAGCGACCAGAAGUGUAAAAGCAAUAGACACUAAAAAGUGUGAAGGGAGUAGACUCUUCUACACCACAUCAAACUAUUCUACAGGGAGUGCAAUGGGCAAAGUGCAGUGAAAAGUCUAGAAUGUUGCAGUAUUCUCUGCAGGAACGGAUAAGGGCACACAUCAUUUGUAUUAGAUUAAAAAGUGAUUAUGAAAACAUUGUAGAAUGUGUGGUGAUAAAGGGCUCAGGUCAUUCGCACUCUCUGCUUUUUCCUGCAAUGUGAUGGUCAUCCAUUUGGCAUUCAGUUAAGUUGGCAUGGUUCCGACGAGCAGAACUUGCUGAUGAAAGUGAAAGGUUCUGGCAUGUCGUGUGGAUAAACAAUCUCUUUCAUGUGGUGAGAUCUAUGCUAUUCCAAUUAGUUACAGGGCUUACCACAUGGCAGCGUCAAUAAGGAGAAAUUCCAAGGGUUGCCAAAGAGAGAUCUUAGGAGGCAAGUUCUAGAGAUAUAAAGAGAGUGAGGGGAAUACGAGGGGGGCGGUCAAUGUAGGAAGCAGUGUGAGAGAAUUCCAAUAGCAGCUAAAUAGAGAAGGUUUCCUGAGAUUCUGUGAUAAAUAGGUCAUUAACUUUUAUUAGACAUUGCCAGUAUGAAUGCUGUGUGACAGAACAGUGUCUUUUAGAUGUACCAAAACAAGAUGCUACAAAAUUUUUCAAGAGGUUAAAGAACCACUAUAGGCACCCAGACCACUUCAGCUUAAUGAGGUGGUCUGGGUGCCUGGUCCAGCUAGGUUUAACCCUUUUUUCUAUAAACAUAGCAGUUUCAGAGAAACUGCUAUGUUUAUAAAUGGGUUAAUCCAGCCUCUAGUGGCUGUCUCAUUGACAGCCGCUAGAGGCGCUUCCACACUUCUCACUGUGAUUUUCACAGUGAGAAGACUCCUGCCGCGCAUGCGCAUUCAGCCGAAGAGGCGGAGAGGAGGAGGAGAGCUCCCCGCCCGGCGCUGGAGAAAGAGGUAAGUUUAACCCCUUCUUCACCCUAGAGCCCGGCGGGAGUGGGCACCCUCAGGGCACUAUAGUGCCAGGUAAACAAGUAUGUUUUCCUGGCACAGUGGCACUAAAGUGGUCCUUUAAAGCAUAAAAUAAGAAGUGAGUGUAAGCCAGGCGUAGUCAACCUUUUAAUACCUACCGCCCACUUUUGUAUCUUUGUUGGUGGUAGCAUUUUCUUACCGCCCACCAGUGCCACAGUAACACAUUUUAAAGCGCAUGUGCGAUUUUUUUUUUUUUAGAAAGGAGGGUUUUUAAAAUAAAUAAAUUCUAUUCUACUUUCUGUGUGUGUGAAGGGUGUGGUGUGUGUGUGAGAGAGAGAGGUGCAGUGUGUGAGGGGGCAGUGUGUGGAAAGGUGCAGUGUGUGCGUGUGAGGAGUUUAGUGUGUGUGUAAGGGGGCAGUGUGUGUGAAUGGUGCAGUGUGUGAGGGGGCAGUGUGUAGGAGAGGGGGACAGUGUUUUUGUGGGAGGGGCAGUGUGUAUGUGAGGGGGCAGUGUGUGUGUGAGGGGUAAUCUGUGUGUCUGUGCGGGGGCAGUGUGUUUGGAUAAGGGGUGUAGUGUGUGUGAAGGGUGCAUAGGGUCUAUGCUGUGUGUAGAUGAGAGAUGUGAAAAUCUUUCUUAAUGUCUCCCCCUCCCUUCUUUCUUUUACCAUGGAGGCGGGACAUAGUGCUGCAAGCCCCGGUGGUCCAGUGGUGGCAUGUUCACUUUAGCCUGCAGCUCCUCCGGCUGCAGGCUGACUUUCCUGUCCUCCAGCAAGCAGGCACUGUAUUGGAGCCUUGCCAUGGUAACGCAGCAAAGCUCCGAGCAGCCUGCUUGCGGAAGGAACACUUCCCAGGCCUUUCCCUCCCUCCCCUGGAACUAAGUGCCAGCGGGCCGGUGAGGGAGAUCUUUGAUCUUCUCACCAGCCCGAGAAGGCUUACAGCAACACUGACUCUGCAUGGGCCGGCAGCAGAGAUGAAAAGAUCUCCACUGCCGGCCUUGGUCCACGGCCAUCAAGGCACACUGGGAGUUUUCUGCAGAACCUACCACCGCCCACCUGAAAUCCCAAACCGCCCACCAGUGGGCGGUAGGGACCAGGUUGACUACCCAUGGUGUAAGCUAUUGAAAGCUGUUCUGUGCGUCAGGUAAAACAAUAAGCUUUUUUUUUUUAUCAAUACCGAACUACUAUGUAGAGUGAAAGGAGUUUGUCUAGGUAUAGAGUAGUGGUAGAUUUUCUGCAUAUGGAUUUUAAAAAGCUGCUUUGUGUAUAGAGGAAAUGGAGCUACUUUGUGUUUGGAGCAAAUUGACGAUGGGUGAUGGAGGUUAUCUGUGUAAAGGUAGCUGGGUUGUAUACAGAAAAAAAUAUAGAUUUUCGGCAUACAGAGUAAAUGGAGCUGUUUUUUUUGGAUGGAGUAAAGAUUCUGAAUAUAGAUCAAUUUUAAUUUGUAUAUGCAGUGUAAAUUGAGCUGUUCUGUGCAUAGUACAAAAUUGCCUGUUCUGUUCACAGAAUAGAGUUAAAGUGUAGACUAGAGUAAUAGAGUGUUCUAUGCAGGGUGGGAUUAGCCAUAAAGUGACCAUAGGUGGCUACUUAGGGGGUUAAACAGGGGCAACUGAACCAUGAAAUUCAAUGGGAUUUUUAAAAUUUAUUUUUUUAUUUGCCAAUCUUUAUUUUUAAAGUUUUGAUACAUUUUUGAAGGCACAGAUACAAGAACAGGUAAAGAUUCAUCAUAUGGCAAGUAUACUCCAGAAGACAGACCGCCAACAUUGUUGAAAAGGAUCUCCAUUACUUUGGGUAUAGCAGGGAACAUGAAUAUGUUUGCUCAGUGAACAGUACUAGAAACGUCACUGCAAUAUGGUUUGUGAUAAGAAACUAAAGGAACAUUUAAUUAGUGUUAUUGCCAAAAAGGUUGGUGUAUGUAGAGACUUUGUGUGUGGCUGGAGAUGAGGAAAUGUAUAGCAUGAAGAAUGAGGGAUCCCAUGGGAUCUUAAUCCUUCUCCGGUUCCACAUAUAGUGCAAAGCGCGCUAUGUCUUUAGAUCACUUUGCACUAAACACACAACAGCUCAUUUUGCAUUAUACUGUGUAUAGUGUAAGGGGAGCAAUUCUAUAGAGUAAAGUGAGUUUGUAGAAUUAUUAUUAUUAUUGGUAUUUAUAUAGCUCCAGCUUAUUUCGCAGCGCUUUACAAUAAGAGGGGAAUUUACCAAAUGAGACAAUAAUAAAAUGUAACAGAAACAUUAGGUAGUUGAUGACCCUGCUCAAAUGAGCUUACAGUCUAGAGGAGGUGGGGUAUAAAAACACAAUAGGAAGGGUAUUAAGGGAGACAGCAAAUGGACAUGAUGGGAAAGUAGCAACUGAAAGUGAGUGCAGUGUGGCCCUAUAGGAGAAAAGCAAGAGAAAGGAUUACGAGAUAGAAGUUACUCUUGGAGGCCAUAAGCAAUCCUGAAAAGAUGGGUUUUGAGGGACUACAAUUAUUAAAGACUAGGGGAAAGUCUGACUGGGUAGGCAGGCUUUUCCAAAGGAAAGGAGCCACCGUGAGAAGUCUUGCAGGCAUGAAUUUGCAGUAAGGGUGCAAGCAGCAGACAGUAGAAGGUCACCAGUAUAGCGGAGAGACCGAGAUUGGGCAUACCUAUGAAUCAGUGACGAAAUGUAAUAGAUGGAGGGAUUCUGUGUAUAGUGCAAAUGGAUUCCAUGUAUAGUGCAAAGGGAGCAGGUCUGUGUCUAUAGUAUUCCUGAACAAUGUACAGCAUGUGCGUACAUUAAAAGUACGGUAACUGUUUUCUGACAAUAGCACCUUUUCUAAGCUGCCUGUGUCUGCCAGAGCAAAAGUAACAGUAAUCUGAGAAAAGAAAUGUCCAGAAUUGGACAUUCUGACUAUAUAGAGGAGCCAAAUAUGUCAAGGAAAGUGCAUCUAUAGUUAACUUUAUCAUUUUCCGCUCAGACAUUUUUUCACAUACAACCCCACUGUAAUAAUUAUGCUUAAAUUAUACCUAAAUUUGCAUAUGUGACUAACUCCCCAACUAAAUUUCUGGACCUCAUAAAGUGAUACCAAGUGAAGUGUAGGUAGCUAUCUCAUUUAUCUCUCAUGGAAUCUGAUCCUGCUUUACAUCGCCAUCAAAGGUUUUCUGUCAAAGUGAAGGUGCAUCUGUCCUUUCAUUAAUAUCUGAGGGGGUAGUGAGUGGGGAUUCCAGAAUUAAUGGGUAAACUGACAUUUAAUUGACUAGUAAGAAAACAUAGAUUGGAAUGGUCCACCCCACGCCUCCACUCCAGAUGAGCUAGAGGGGGAUGCAGAACUGUCUAGUUCUUUUCAAACAUUUUCUCCCAGCUUCAUUUAAGGAAAUAUUUGUUCUGCUCAGUGAAAUACUUUCUAUAUAUAACAUGAAGUGUACAACUGAUCUUUAUUUGUGUGUUUUAAGCCUGAAUGAAGUGGAGCUAUUUUUAACCUUGUGUCAUCUUAUUAAGCAAGCCGCUGUUUUGGUACUCAGUCCAUAUAUGGAGAAUAUGAAACUGCCAAUUAAACCGGAUUAAUUAUGUUGAAGCCCCAGUCGGCGGAUUACAGGCGGCCUUUAAAAGAGCAGACUUUCUGUGCAAGAACAUUACAUUGUUAGCAAUGUCUGCAAUAGAGUCAUUGACUUCUUAUUCAUUAUUUUCAAUUAUUUAAGUAGAUUGUAGUUAGCUAAUGUCAAUUGUUUUGGAAAUGUACCCAUAUGCUGUAGAGUAUGCAUUAAGGAAUUUAUACUAAUCAUUCUAAACCUGUAUAGCUUUUUCUCCUUCUCGUAUUUAUUGUCACAGGCUAAGUUGCUGUAAUCUAAUAUACAUUAAAGUGACAUUGAGAAUAUAACUAAUGGAGGCUGAUGUGCCAUUUUGCUUUUCAUGAAGCCUAAACAAGAGGCAGUGCUCCUACAUUGGUUGUGACAACGACCCAUGUAUACAUUCAAUUAUAUAAUGAAUAGAUGAUAUUCUGUUAUGGUUCUCAAUAGCUGAUGGCAAAUAGGAACAAAUCCUAAGACACUAGGGCCUAUUUCUUGAAGGGUCCAUAUACCGGUGGUUUGUGGUUCUGUAUUUUCGUACACUUGCUUUCUGCCUCUUGCUAGUAUGUUCAUGCUAACAAUUAAUUAAACUCAUGGCAUAUUUUUAUUUUUUUUUUAUUUUUUUGUUAAAUGAACAUUUUAGCCAUGUCUGUUAGUGUUGCUAUCUUGAUACCUAUGCUUUGAAUGAUUGAUGUAUUAACAGAAUGCCUUUAUGCAUAUAUUACAGCACUUUGAUCAACUGCAUUAUAUUUCUAGAUUGCUCAGGCCGAACUCCAGAAGACAUGUUCAAGGUCCACAGCUGAAAGUCUACCCAGUGGAUGUCCACAUGUGUGCCAAUGCAGACCACCUCCUUUACUGCCACCUCCACCCCCACCACCACCACCUCCAAGACUUGCACCACCUAGUAAGUACAAGAUGGAUAUUAUGUCUGUUGUGUUGGUCAGUAGGCAUGCUGCGUCCAAAUACAUUGUACAUUCUGGAGACAUAUAUAAAGUAAGCUUUGCAAGGAAAAAAUGGAUAAUCUGUGUGAAAGUUUUGUUAAGGAGUAGAACGUCAGAGAGGUAAUCACUCCAUUGAAGUUAUAUUCAGUAAACUCUGAGUUGUUCAGAUAUUAUCUAGAAUCAAGUAGUUAAACUUUCUACACUCAUCAGUUGAAGUCAACAGGUUAUUGUCAUUUGGUUGGAUGUUUAUACAAGAAGCUAUAUAAGAGUUGUGUCAUCUCCUUGAGUCUUUAGUAAGAGCCAAAAUGUAUAUUCCAGAAAGACUUAGGCCCCCUAAUCAACACACUACACAUAGAAACAAGAAUUUUCUAACAGAAUAUUCUCAAAGAGAAGUCUGUGAUUGGAACAAUUGCCAGCUUGGAGGGGAUGAAUGUGCUUUGUCCAAGGCAAAGGGAGAGCAUUGGGAGAUGGAGGGAUAGAGGGUUCUUUAAAAAAAAUAAAAAAAUGAAGUGCAUGCUGUGACAGACGAUUAAAAUGCACAGAAUUGACAUUAGGCAGCCUAGAACAGCAUUCUGGAUUGCCAAAGUCACACGUGCUGGGGAUGCAACUAGCCCCCAGCACACAGUUAAGAAUAUAUCUGUAUAUGCAGUAUUUCAAGCAAACACACUGCACAUACAUACUCCUGCAACGAUGGCCACUUUAAAUCACUGAAGUGGUCAUGGUGGUUAGAGUAACCUUUUAACAGAUAUUAAGGAGGGAUGGGCAGAUCCCUAUGGUUUCAGUAGGAAUGAACAGAUUCUCAGGGUCACAGGAUGAAUAGGGAGCGAACAACAGAUUAGCAUGGCUGCAAGGUGUCUGGGCAGAUUCUGAGGGUCUUCCUGAGCCUUAGCAGCAUCAGUAGUGAGAAUAUGAUUCAUAGCCAGAUGUUCUAGAAUGGCAAGUUUCUGAAUGGGAAGAUUCUCAAUGUCUUGGUGACAAGUUUUCUUGAUAACACUAUUUAGAGCUAUAUUACUGAUUUGAUGAUACUCAAGCAUUUUGAUUAACAAUCUUGGUACAUUUAUUCACCAGAACAUCCACUUCCUAUAUACAGUCUAUAUGUUGCUUUAUUAAAUGUGAUCUUAUUUCGCUGCUUUGCAAAUAAAAAUAAUUUCUAGAUCUAAUUAGAAAUAUUCAAGACACUACUGUAUUUUUCCAUGUAUAAGAAUGUUUUUUUUCCCCAAACAAUUUUAGUCUAAAGUCGGGGGUCGUCUUAUACACGGAAUGUCACUUCAGGGUUAAAAAAAAAAACAACACUUGUGUGCGGGGCCAAAGUUAAGAUGGCAACUGCUGCAUUUCAGUGUGCCACAGCUCACACGCAUACCUGGCCUCGCUCCCACCGAUCCACUUCUGAAUGCUUUGGCUAGGAGAAAAAGGUCCUUAUAUGCAUGGGAGCUGCAGCAGACAUCAGCACUUACCACCAACGGAGCUCCAGAGUAAUUCCACACCAUCAAAAGAGCAGCCAAAAGGUUUGCUCCACCAGGUCUUGCUUUCUAAUUUAUAUUUAUGGUGGGGGAAAGGGGAUCAGGGAGCAGAGGGAAUACUAAUGUGAUGUCCCAGCAUGCCCCCACACCACCUGCUGUAUUGUGGGAGCUGAGAUUUCACAGAGUACUAUAGCACAGGGGAGGCAUGAGAAUCAGAAGUGUGUUGUUCUCCUCAGACAUCACUUCUUAAAGGACCACUAUAGUGCCAGGAAAACAUACUCGUUUUCCUGGCACCAUAGUGCCCUGAGGUUGCCCCCACCCUCGGGGACCACCUCCCGCCCGGCUCUGGAAGGGGGAAAGGGGUAAAAACUUACCUUUUUCCAGCGCUGGGCGGAGAGCUCUCCUCCUUCUCUCCGCCUCCGAUCCGCCCCGCCGGCUGAAUGCGCACGCGCGCAUUCAGCCCGUCGCAUAGGAAAGCAGUGAGAAGCACGCAAGCGCCUCUAGUGGCUGUCAAUGAGACAGCCACUAGAGGAUUAAGGGGAAGGCUUAACCCAUUCAUAAUUAUAGCAGUUUCUCUGAAACUGCUAUAAUUAUUAAAAAAUGGGUUAACCCUAGAAGGACCUGGCACCCAGACCACUUCAUUAAGCUGAAGUGGUCUGGGUGCCUAGAGUGGUCCUUUAAAUAUCAAAGUUGUUCUAUUUGAUGUGUAAAAUAUCUAUUUCUUAAUUUUGGGCUCAAAAAUAGGGUUCAUCUUAUACAUGGGGGAGUCUUAUACACGGAAAAAUAUGGUAUGUUAAAACUCUGAUUAGACAUGCCAAAACUGUUUUAUAAGGUAGGAUGCAAACAUAUCACAUGCAUACAAAAUCAGUAUAAUUUAGUAUUUUAAAAAUGAAAAAACUAGAGAAACAUCUAUUUUUACUGUCUUUCCCUAGAGAUGCAUUUUUUUUUUUUUUUUUUUAAUAAUGAUGUACAACACUUGUAAAAAAUAUAUAUCUAGGUUAGAUCAUAUUCUACAACUAAUUGUGCAUUUCUUGCCUGUCACCAGAAAAUGGAAAAAAAAAAUCAUAAAAGCACAAUAACUGUCUAUAUAUUAACAUGUUUUUUAAAUUGGAUAAUUAGUUUUAUAAUACUUAGUGAAUGCCUUUUCGUUUGCACUCUCAUUUCCUGUCUGUUGAGAAAAAAAUAUUGCCUUGACUAUCCUUAUUGGCUCAUUAUGCAUAGUUCUCAGUCUUUGUAAAAGCUUUUAUAACAAAGAGGUAAAAUGUCAUAUGGAUUAACAGAAUACACGUGACAGGGUAAGCCAAACCCUAACAUGCAAAAUUUAGUUCUUACCCAAAAAAAGUCAGAGAAAAAGGGACCCUGUAAUAUCAAUCCUAAGGGUUGGCCGGGCUUAAAGGAACACUCUAGGCACCAAAACAACCUCAUGCUAAUUAAGUUGUUGUGGUGCCAGGAGGACCUUGGGUGGAUUCUUACCUUCAGGGGUUAAACCGUUUUCUAAUGGUUUAACCCGGAAGCUGCCUCCAGUGCCGAUAUAUGCCCCUCCCCCCGAUGGGGGCUGAUAUUGUCAGCUGACCUGUCUUAUCAUCUAGGACAACCUAUGAUAUUUAAAAUAACACUACACAACCACGAAAGGGGUAGUCUAAGCACCAUAAUAUCUACAGGCGAUUGUAGUUAUGGCACUAGUAGGCAGCUGCACCCUGCUCCCACAGCCUGUGUCAUCAUAUUGCUAAUGUGGAAGUUACAUUCCUAUUUGAAAAGCAUUAAUUUGGCUAAGAGCAGGUUCUGAGCUGCGGGUGCCUUGGGGACCCUGGAUAUGUCAGAACUCCUAAAAAAAGGGAUUCUUCUGUGCCAGGAAAACAUAUUUGUAUAUUUGUUUUCCUGGCACUGCAGGACCCUGUAGUGCCCCUCUCCCUCCCACCCCCCAUCCCAAGUUGCUGAAGGGGUUAAAACCCCUUCAGUGACUUACCGCAGUCCAGCGCCAAUGUCCCUCGGCGCUGGUCAGGCUCCGCCUACUCUCCUCCCCCGAUGUCAGCCGGCGGGGGAGACCUAAUGCGCAUGCGUGGCAAUGGCCACGCAUUAGAACUUCCCAUAGGAAAGCAUUAUUCAAUGCUUUCCUUUGGGGAUUUCGGCAAAGCUGGAGGUCCUCACAUAGCGUAAGGACGUUGAGCGUCGUAUAACACACUUUUCGUGUUCUAAGAACACGGAAGUCCCUCUAGUGGCUGUCUGGUAGACAGCCACUAGAGGAGGACUUAACCCUUCAAGGUAAAUAUUGCAGUUUAUGAAAACUGCAAUAAUUACACUUGCAGGGUUAAGGGUGGUGGGAGUUGACACCCAGACCACUUCAAUGGGCAAAAGUAGUCUUGGUUUCCUGGAGUGUCCCUUUAACACUGAACCAGAGAACAACAUCAGUAGCCUUUUAGCAUCAUUACAGCUACAACAAGCUUUAGUAGUUAUGUUGUGCACCUUAUAUACAGUCUGCUGCCUUGAUAAUGAGUUGCCUCAUCUCUUGAAUUGUGUACACAAUAUAUAUGAACAGAUAGAACAUAUAUAGUUUAGCAGUGGUUUUGGUGCUAGGCAGCUAUGGGUUUAGGCAGAUGCUCUGUGUUUUGUCAAACUGUUUUUAAAUGGUUUGACAACUCCCCCCACCCCCCAAAAAAAAGACAUGUGCACAGUCUGAGCUGGUGACGAGGGGGUAGGUGGGGGCCGAUAUAGGGAGGUGAGGUUUAAAAAAAAAAAAAGGCAUGUUAAAAGUAUAGGGAGGCAAGAAUGGUGUGGAAGGGGCUAAAUGAAAGAAUGGAGGGAGAGGAGAUACAUGUUUUCCCUUGCAGGUGCUGUCUGCAAAGGAGAUGCUUACUACGUCUGUUGUUUCAAGCAGAAAUGCUGCACAUAGAUAUUCAAACCAUCACGACCACUUCUAAAAGCAGAAGUGGUCAUGGUUGUUGACAUACGUUGCUCGCAAGCUCAUCAUCUAGAAUAUCUAGUGACAUUUCCUAAGGCUGACCGCUUGUGGGUCAACAUUAUUAUCCCUCUGUGGACCAGGGUUUGGAAAACUUCCAGUUUUUAUGAAAGCCCUCACAUGUUUCUGGUUCCUGAAGAGUUAAACGCUUUGCUAAUGUGCAAAAAAUGCCUAUAAAGAAAUGAAAUAUCUUUGUUGACUUGACCUGUUUCUGAAAGCUUUCAGAUGACUGCGAUAAAGGGAUAAUGAUAUCUAAUGUUUCAAUUUUUAAAAGUUAGGAGCAUUUUAUCAAUCACUCCUCUGACCUUGCAGCCUUUAAAACUCUAAUGUGGAAUGCUAUCAAGAUGAUUCACUGAUAAAUGCACACAGAAAAUACCUCCUGAGAGAGAAAAAUUUUCAAACAACAAUCAGCCCUUUAAAAUGUGCUCACUGGCGUCAUACAGUUUGACAUCAGUAAUGUAACUUUAUUUUAAAUAGGUUUUUAAAUGAGGAGUAAGGGAAUAUGGUACUUACCAUGGAGUUGUUGCAUAUACAGAGAUGUUAUGUGAAAUUAUUUAGAAUUUUUUUUUAUCAUCAACUAUGUAUCAGUGGGGCGGUUGGCUGUAUAUGUGGGGAGGGGGGAGGUGGGGGGUAUGCUAAUUAUGAGUGGGGGCAAACUUUUGCUUGUUGUCUGGUCAUCCAAUCUAUAAUUUUUUGUGGUACAAUCUAAACAAAUUGUUGAUAGUAUAGUACUUUUAGGAUUCUUUUCUUUCAGGAAUUGUACUGUAGGAUUGGAGGAGUCAGAAGUGGUUCCUAUAUUUAAAAAAAAAAAGGCUCAAAAUCUUUGCCUGAAAAUCAAAGAUCUGUGAACUUGACAUGUGUGUCUGGGAAAGUAUUUGAAGGGUUAUUAAGGGUUGAUAUUCAGGAAUUCAUUGAGAAGAACUUUGUUAUUUGCAAAAAUCAGCAUGGUUUAAUGAAACAUAGGUCACUUGAAACGAACUUAUUUGCAUUCUAUGAAGAAGUAAGUAGAAGUAUAGAUCAGUUGCAGUGGAUGUAGUCUACUUGGACUUUGCCAAAGCAUUUAAUACGGUUCCGCACAAUACGUUUGUGUUCAAACUAAAAGAAAUUGGUCUAGAUAAUAAUUCUUGUUCUUGGGCAGAACAUUCACUUUAAGAUAGAGUACAGAGAGUUGUCAUUAAUGGUACAUUGUCAAGUUGGACAAAAGUAUUAAAUAUAGUGCCCUCAGUAUUCUGUUCUGGGACCGCUUCUAUUUAACAUUUUUAUAAAUGAUCUUGAAAUACUCACUGAAAGUCAUGUUUCAGUGUGCUUUGGCCAGUAAGCCACUGGUAAAAUAACACAUUGAAUAUGCAAUUUUGGGCACCUGUUCUAAAGAAGGAUAUUACGGUAUUAUAAUAAUUGCAGAGACAGGCUACAAAAUUAGAAAGGGAAACUAUUUAUCCUUGACUCUAUAAUGGCAUUUAGAUUUCUCCUUAAAUCAACAUAAAUAUCAAUUAUACCCUGGAAUAUUUGUUAAUAUAAAAAAGCACCAAAGGAUUUUCUAAAUUAUCCAUAGAAUUUGAUAAGACAGUCUCUUUAGGCAGAGAAAUCCAUAUCUUUAUUGUUCUUACUGUAGAGAACAUACUUUCCUCUGCUGUAAGCACACUUUUCUCCAGUGGGUGAAAUCAGGCCUGUUGUAUAUUCCAGCUAAUGAAACGGUUAGCAUAUAGCAAUUUGUACUGAACCUGUAUAUAUUUUUAUAGUUCUAUCAUAUCUCCUCUGAAGGUUCUUUUUUUUCUAGCCUUUCCUCAUAAUUAAUGUUUUCCAUGCCUCUUAUAAAUUUUUUAGCAUAAAAACUGGUGUCCAAAAUUGCAUGGUAUAUUUAAAGGACCACUAUAAUGCCAGGAAAACAAACAUGUUUUCCUGGCUCUAUAGCGUCUUUAGGUCCACCCCCCACCCUCAGGGUCCCACUCCCACCGGGCUGAAGGGGGAGGAAGGGAUUAAAUUCUUACCUUUCUCCAGCGCCUGGCUCCCUUGGUGCUGGGGACUCUCCUCCCUCUUCCGACGUCAUCUGCUGAAUGCACACGCGCGGCAAGAGCAGUCCAUAGGACUAUAGACGCUAGCAGUCCAUAGGACUAUGGACGCUAGCAUCUUCUCACUGUGAAAAUCACAGUGAGAAGCGCGGAAGUGCCUCUAGCGGCUGUCAAUGAGAGAGCCACUAGAGGCUGGAUUAACCCUAAUGUAAACAUAGCAGUUUCACCUAUAGUGGUCCUUUAAAGUGGGAUCUUACCAUUGAUUUGUAAAAAGGCACAAUUAUAUUUUGAUCAGGUGAAUCAAAAUCCUUUUCCAUACACAAAAGCACCUUCUGCACAAAAUUCUGAAGAAGCCUGUUUAGGUGAAACGCGUAAAGUGGGACUUUUUAUCAUACUUUUUUAUCCUUUACUGUUUUAAUUAUAUUAAAGUAUACUUUUUAAAGUUACUUUUUAUAUAUAUUAUUUUUUAUUUCCUGGAUCCUGUAUAUCCUUGGUGGGGAUUAUACCAUCUAAGCUGUUUAUACUGGAGCAAGUUAUAUGCUCUAGAAAGUGUAAGUACAAUACUUUUUAUUAUUUAAUAUAUUAUUAGUACUUACUUCACCAUAUUACUACUAUCUCUUCUUAUACCUACUAUGCACACUGCACCUUGAGAACAUCCGUGGCAACUACUACGAAUCCUAAGACGGGGAUUGUACCGUCCAGGCGCUUCACAGUAGAGCUCUGUUAUAGCUCAUUCAAAUGUGAGUGGACUGUACAUAGCUAUAAUUGAUUGUAUUUAAGAUUUAAUCUACUGUAUUGCACUAUUAUUUUUUAUCUUAAUUUUUUCCGAGGCUACGAUUGAUUGGAAUAUUCAAGGAUAUAUGUAUGUAUUUUUUUGCAUAUAUAAAUUACUAGGCGCGGUAUACGCCUUCUUUUCUUUCUAUUAUUCACUCACAAGGUUGGGGAAUCCUUGUUCUGUAUACUGCUGCCUGAUCACUAUAGUGAGCGCCUAUCACUCUCUCUUUAUAUUCAACAAAAGCACCUUACUAGCUUUUGCAACAGCAGACUGGCAUUACAUACUCUUGCCUAGUUUGUGAUCUAUAAUGAUUUCCAAGUCCUUUUCAUUUAAGGUUAUCCCUAACUCAACCCCAUAUAUUGUAAAAGAGUAUUUUGAGCUCUUUAUUCCAAAAUGCAUGGGGUCCAUAAAAAUCAUUGUCUGGAAAUCUAUUCACAAAUAGCUCUAUACAAAGGACACAAGGUCAUGCGUUUAGACUGGAAGAAAGGAGAUUUAGUCUGAGGCAAAGGAAAGUUGUUGGGUUUUUUUACAAUAAGAACAAUAAGGAUAUGGAAUUCUCUGCUUGAAGAAGUGUUUUUAUCAGAGUCUAUAUAGAUGUUUAAACUGCAACUGAAUUCGUACUUGCAAAAACAUAAAAUGUUCAAGCAUAUAAUUUCUUGAUCACAUAAUAAAUCUGACUGCUAUUCUCAGCUGAAGAAUGAAUGUUUUCCUAAUUUGUUGCAAAAUUGAUAGGUUGCUUCAAACUGGGUUUUAUGCCGUCUCUUGGAUCAACAAUAAAACACAGAUGUGAGAAAGGCUGAACUUGAUGGACACAUCUCUUUUCAGCCUAUGCAACUAUAUGUACCCAAGUAACAGAGCAAGAGGCUAGCAAAAGGUAGAUGAGGGACUUCACGAUAAGUCUAGUGGGCGGGAGAGAGAGAUUAUGGGAAAAUAAACCCACUUUCCCAGCGUUCCUAUGAACACCCAGUAUGUCAUAGGUUGCAUUAAGUAAACUAAACAAAAUGACAAGGUGAACUAUAAAAUGUUGAAAUCAUAAGCUAAGCUGUUGAUCUGGUGAGUGGCUGGUACAAACGGGUGAGCUCGAGCAGGAUCCCAUGUAUACAGUUGCAGUGAGUGUGUUGGGGGAUGUGGCCCCUUAGCAGUGGUAGACAGCCCAAGCGUCUGGAGUCUACAGGCUACUUCUGAGGCCUUGCAGACCUUCAAAGUCCCCGAAUCAUGUGGAAUCAGGAGCCAUCUUGGCAAAUCCCACUUGUAAGGUAUCUUAUGAGUGUCGAGUUCCUCCUUCAUUACAGAUGCAGUGCAGCUCCUUUUUUACAUUGAUAUGGAGAAUGCAGUGCAGCUUCUUUCUUACAUUGGAUAUGGAGAAUGCAGUGCAUCUCCUUUCUUACAUUGAUAUGGAGAAUACAGUGCAUCUCCUUUCUUUUUCUUGGAUAUGGAGAAUACAGUGCAGCUCCUUUCUUACACUGGAUAUUGAGAAUGCAGUGCAGCUCCUUUCGUACAUUGGAUGUGGAUAAUGCAGUGCAGCUCCUGUCUUUCUUAAAUUGGAUAUGGAUGAUGCAGUGCAAUUCCUUUCUUACAUUGGAUGUGGAUGAUGCAGUGCAGCUCCUUUCUUACAUUGAUAUUGAGAAUGCAGUGCAGCUCCUUUCUUACAUUGGAUAUUGAGAAUACAGUGCAGUUCCUUUCUUACAUUGGAUGUGGAUAAUGCAGUGCAGCUACAUUGGAUGUGGAUAAUGCAGUGCAGCUCCUGUCUUUCUUACAUUGGAUGUGGAUAAUGCAGUGCAGCUCCUGUCUUUCUUACAUUGGAUGUGGAUGAUGCAGUGCACAUUGCUCCUGUCUUUCUUACAUUGGAUGUGGAUGAUGCAGUGCAGCUCCUGUCUUUCUUACAUUGGAUGUGGAUAAUGCAGUGCAGCUCCUGUCUUUCUUACAUUGGAUGUGGAUGAUGCAGUGCAGCUCCUGUCUUUCUUACAUUGGAUGUGGAUAAUGCAGUGCAGCUCCUGUCUUUCUUACAUUGGAUGUGGAUGAUGCAGUGCAGCUCCUGUCUUUCUUACAUUGGAUGUGGAUAAUGCAGUGCAGCUCCUGUCUUUCUUACAUUGGAUGUGGAUAAUGCAGUGCAGCUCCUGUCUUUCUUACAUUGGAUGUGGAUGAUGCAGUGCAGCUCCUUUCUUACAUUGGAUGUGGAUAAUGCAGUGCAGCUCCUGUCUUUCUUACAUUGGAUGUGGAUAAUGCAGUGCAGCUCCUUUCUUACAUUGGAUGUGGAUAAUGCAGUGCAGCUCCUGUCUUUCUUACAUUGGAUGUGGAUAAUGCAGUGCAGCUCCUGUCUUUCUUACAUUGGAUGUGGAUGAUUCAGUGCAGCUCCUUUCUUACAUUGGAUGUGGAUGAUGCAGUGCAGCUCGUUUCUUACAUUGGAUAUUGAGAAUGCAGUGCAGCUUCUUUCUGACAGUAGAUAAAGUGCAUUUCCUUACCGACACUGUAUCUCCGAACUGUCACAUUUCAGGCUAAAAACACCAAACUGUGACUAUAGUACAGCUGGAGAAUUUUUCAAGUUAACGGUUUUAGUCUAAAUUUUACAGUGCGGUUCUCCUUUCUCUACAAUUUAGUGUUUAGUGAAUAAACCCCAUUAAGGGCACACAAAGGGCAGUUAAGAAUUAGUCAGGUGUAAGAUUAUGAAUACCAGAUACAGUGGAAUUUCCCUUUAAGUAUUUAUUUUUAUCGAUACAGAUGUUUUCACUCAGGAUUUUUCUUCCAUCUCUAAUUUGCUUUUGUAGCCGAGGCCUGCACUGCAUCUCCAGUACUUAGACAUCAAAUGUCACAUUAAAUUGUAAAAUAUUCAUUUUCAGACAUCUGGAAUAAUUUUUUAACGCUGGGAAGAGCACAGACCUUUGGCAGCAGUUAUCAGAUCUUUAGCUGAAAGUCUGACAUGUAGAUGUUUGGGAUGUUCGCUGCGAAACAAUUGGCCAUUUCUAUGAGUUUAUUUAAUAACGUGGACGAGAUCUAAAAAUAGCAUGGAUCAAAUCCUAAAUAGAAUACACCAGCCAAGCGUGUUCAUACAAUGAACAGUGACAAAACUAUGUUAAAUUGUGCCCAAGUAUUAAUUCAUUGGCUUUUCUGGUCUGUGCAGCUUAAAAAAAAUAAAUAAAACAAAACCAAAAAAAACAAAUGAAAUGUUCCACAGUCUAGCCAUUAUGAAAUAUUGUUCUAUUUAAUUAUUACAAAAAUGUUCAUUGUAACAGUCUCAUUAUUUAUUGAGAAUAUAUGGUAUUUUGGUUUAUUACAUGAUAUGAUGCUCUAAUAAUAUUUCAUAUUUGAUAUCAGAAAAACACACGGUCACACUCAUUGAAAAUCAACACCCGUAUGAUGGCUCUGUCAGAAAUGUAAAAAGAAACGUUCAUUUGUGUGGUCUUCAUGUAUAGUUGGGUACAUGUCUCCCAGACCCUCCACCUCCGCCAAAGAGACUAUAUUAACUAUGGACUAGCCCUCCAACCCACAUCUCCCUGGCCAGCAUCCCUUCCUGGCUAUACAGAACCGCCCAUCGUUCACUAACGGGAGCGCUGAGUCCUGACGGUGAGUGACUCUAAAUUACCCUGGAACUCUGAAGUGGAUACCAAAGUCACCGCGGUCUGCUAAAACUUUCAGCAGAGCGCUUUCGGUCUCAGAACACUCAAUCAGGGUACUUUGUGGUAAGUUAAAGGUGGGGGGGGGGGGGCAUCAAAUGACACCAAUAACUUGGGCUUAAAUGUUUUCUUGCCAAUGGCUAGUGGAUGAGUGGAAAUUUUGAACACUGUGUUAACCAUUGUAUUAAUGUUAUUAUUAAAAGGAAAAAACAAAAACGGAGCAGAAAAUCUAAAUGAUCGCUUUCGAGGUCACAAUUAUCACGAAAUAUAUAUUGAUAGAAAUAUAUACCGGAAAUCACCGUUGUAAUGAGCAUAAAAGAGAAAAUGAGCAUGAAAACAGCAAAAAGACUAUAAUAAGAACUACAAAAAAAAAUUUAAACUGAGGGUCGGAACAAAUUUGCAAAUAUCCCUAUAAUGUUAUAGUCCUGCAUUCUAAGAAAAGUUGGGUUGACACGAAAAACUGGCAUUGGUAUCUGGUACGGAGAGCAGUAUUAGUCCCAGUGACGCAUGAGGUAAUAAUCAAUUCUCUUGGUAGGUUCAGAAUAAAGAAUUAAGAAAUUAAUAUGUAUUUAAGUUUCAAUGUAUUACUGUCAGGAACUUACCUGUGCCUGGUGCCCAGGCCAUCCCCCACCUCAGGCCACGAAGGCAGAACGCACCAUGUGGCCGCAUUACCGCAGUCCUCAGGCCGCGCGGCCAGAAUGCUCCACGUGGCCUUUGUAGAAAUUACUCACCUAUGGUCCCGCGAACGGCUCCCUCUGCUGGUUUGCGGGCCGAACUGCAGCCACUAUAAAUAAAAUAUUUGCCAUGACCUUAAAGGGACUACGCCAUCUAUGCGACCCAAUGCUGUUUGGGGUCACAGAGAUGACCUGGACCUAUAGGAACUCUUUUAAGCCUAUUUAAGGCUUGUUUUGGCCUCCAUUCAUUGCCCUAUCGUGGUUUGUUGUUGGAUCCUCAUUUAGUGCUCCUAGAGAUUCCCUUGUUAUUUCCUGUGUUUGACUUCGGCUUCAUAUUUGACUUGUGAUUUCUGGUAUCCUCACCCGGCUUUGUUAUACUCAGUGUAUGUUUGUAUUUCUGACCUUGAUUUAUUCUUGACUUUGUUACUCGCUAUAUUAAAUACGUUAAGUCCGGCCAUUCUAAGGCUCAGUAAUACGUCUUUCGGACCCACCAUUUGUGGGUUUCCUUUUUCCUGUGUGUUGGGGUACGACUCCCGUGACAAUCACAAAGUAGGAGCAAUAAAUCCAUUUGUAAUGCACAUCAUUUUCCAAUAAAGGGACCCUAUAGGGUCAGGAAUGCAAACAUGUAUUCCUGACCUGUUAAAAUCACUAUAGCCCCCGACCCACUCUUUCCUCCCUAACUAUAGUAAAAUCUUACCUUUAUUCCAGUCUGCCUACGCUGACUACUCCCCCAGUCUGCUUCCUUGGCUGACAUCAGAAGUGAUGAUGUCAGCCAAUCACAAUGAUUUAUCAUAGGAAAGCAUUGGAUUGGCUGAGACCGCUAAUUCUGAUGAACAUAACCAAGGAGACCGGGCAAUGGGCAGGGCCAAACUGCACCCUGGCCAAUAAGGAUCACCCCAUAGAGAUGCAUUGAAACAAUGCAUCUCUAUGAGAAAAGUUCAGCGUCUUCAUCAGAGCUUGGAGGAGCCGAACGUCAGACUGAGCACCACUGACCCAGUGAUCACCACUAGUGGCUGGCUGAGGAGUGGCCACUAGAAGUGCUUAUAGGCUGCAAUGUAAACACUGCCUUUUUUUGGAAAAGAUAGUGUUUACAAAAGCCUGCAGUGACAUGGUAUCGACACCAGAACAGCUACAUUAAGCUGUAGGUGUUCUGGUGACUAUAGUGUAUUUCACUUUCAGCAAAUCACAGAGAGAGUUUGGUAAUGUAAUCGUGUAGUAUCUAUGUGUUUUGUCCUUCUCGAGGACUUUAUCAAGACAAUAAUGAUCUCCCCCUCUUAUGUGGCUCACUAAUACUGCCAGAAUAAUCUGUCUACAAACAGAACUGUCCUCCCAUGAUAUAUUUAAAGUAAGAGGAACCAUUCCAGAAGCCAUUAGGAUUAUAUAGUUGGACAUAAUAACAAACCAAUGAGUGGCUAUAAAUAACCCUGUAUCUCACAUACAAAUAAAUAAAACUGAUGUCACACAACUCAGAAUUAAGCCUAACAGAUUUAUAAAUAAAAACAUAUAUGUUGGCUGAUAAUAGGUAACAAUAUUGUCAAGGAAUAGUCUCUAGGUACACAAUAUAACUAACCAGACCAAUAGUCACCAAAAACCAAGAUUAAGAACAAGCUAGUUUUGAUACAAAAUAAUGUAACUUCCUAUAUAUUUCCUAAAAGAGUUGGAUAGUAAGGAGAUACAAAAGGAUAAGGAAGAACUGGUCAAAAUUGGAUGGGAUAUGGCAGUUAUUAUGCUGCACCCACAAAGAUACCCUUUGCAAAUGGAAACUGCAAGUAGUGUUCAGCAAAUCCACGAACAGCACUGGGAUUCGGCUAUAUGAAGGGCCACCGAGAAAGAGGGCAGUACUGAGUCACGUAAUGCAAUCAGAAUUUUGACUGUCCUUUAUUACGGAAUGUUUCUUAGAAACAGGCCAUGUAGAACAAUAAACAAAUCAAGCAAGAUUAUUUUAAGUGUAAUUGUUCAUUACCAUUUACAUGGCAUUUAUAUAUAAUUUAGAAAAUCCUGUUUUUGUGUGUUUAUACAGUUCAUCUUAAUUUCACUGCCAUCUUCUGUAGCUUUGGAUGAGAGUGAACAGGUUCAUGCAGGAGAUCUAUGGUGUGUCACGCUUUUUAUCUACUAAGGUUUAAAUUAAAGAAUAUCACAGUCUACAUAAUACUAGCAGAUAUGCUAGCAAAUACGAAUGAGCAACACAGUGCAAUGAAUUGAAGACUUUAUCAGGGGUAGGCAAUAAUGUAAACUUUAAAUACUAAGCACAACUGAUGGUAGCAAAAUCAGCAUGUAAGGAUAUCUUGUAGGAAGAUUUCCCAUCAUCUUUAAAUGAAUGCUACAAACUUCAAGCCCAAUACAUGUCACCCCCCCAUUAGCUGACACUGUAGGCCAAUGAGUGAAUCUCUGCAUUGCAGAAUUUACAUCAGGAGAUGGAGCCAAGACAUCAGGAAAGAAGCCUAAUUGGUCAAAUAUAGUCUCACUCCUUACAAUGGAGGGGUGCCGGUGCUCUCCACACACCAUAACUGUCCACUACAGAGAGCUGUAAUUAUUAUGGUGCUCUGAGAAUUCCUUUAAACUUCACAAGCCACCACAGACUUUAACAUCUCACAAAGACCAUUAACAUGUAAUAUUUCAAUAUGAUAAAUAUAUAUUCACUACCCAAGGAGCAAUUAUAUGUUUAGAGAACCGUCAUGUCAGGUUUACUUUAAUCCACAUAAAGCUGUGAAUGGUGCUUGGGCUCUGAAUUUGGGUCCGUGGGGCUUUCAAGAGACGAACCACAACCUGCCUUCUACAGCGCCAUCUGUUGGUCAGACUGAAUAAGCUGUGUUUUCACUUUAUCAGCCACUCACUGUCUCUAGCCUGUGAGCAGAUAAUUUCCAAAGUGCAAAAUGAGCCGUACUCAUUCCAUUUUGUAAAUAACUCGUGAUACUUUAUACAAGAUGCAGCGCUCUAACGCAUUCACUAAACAGCAAUUUCAUGUCUCACAGAAUGUAAUAGUUUUAUUUAACAACACCUCACCUAGGCAAAAAAUAAUGGGGGGUAGAGUUACUGUAUAUGAUCAUAUAUUGCAUAAGCCUACCACAACGUCAAUGUACCCUAUUCUAGGAAGGUCCUACUCUAACAUGAAACAAAGCUGCAGAGAGCAUGUGAUGUCAGCAGCCAAUCAGUGUCUUCCUUGCAGAGUAGCCUCCAACAUUCCGCUGUGCAAGGAAGCAGUGAAGGGUUCUUUCAAAUCUCUGAUUAUUCUUUGUGCCCUGCAUGCCCAAUAUUAGCAAGAAAUCUUAUUUUUUUAAUACAAAUUUAACUGCUUAACAGAUUGAAAAAUGAUCAACACAAAGUAUACGUUGUUUCUAAAAUGCUGCAUUAUGAUGCAAAGGCGAUUUCUAAUGAUAGGCCAGUUUGAAAAAAGGAAGUUUAAAAUUUCCCACAUUUUUAAUGCUUUUUUUUCGUUACUAUUAUCAAGAAUUGCGUUGAAGCAUUAAUAUGUGUGUAGUGUCUUGUGGACUAUAAAGCAUUAUUCAGUAUUUUUUAUAAAUAAUAUAAUGUUCUAAAUCCUUUUAUACAAUCCGCAUGACAGUAUGUGUGCAGACAAAUAAUACAGAAGUAUGACUGCUAAAGAAAAAUGUUCUAUAUAUUAUAUAUGAAUAGUCAAGACGUGUGCUGGAGUGAUUUAUUAUAAUUAGAUUGAGAGAGAUGUUGGGCUUUUUCUGAAGGAGAAUUCAUUAUAAAAUUCUUCUUUGGCCGGAAACACAAAUCGAUAUCUCCUGUAGGCUGGAGUCUUCAGCAUGCCAUAAAUCUGCUGAAAAAACUUCCCCUUGCUUUUCAAUUAAAAAUUCCUUAGAUCCUAAUCCUAACGACUGCUGUCAUAAAAUCCGUCUUGCCUGGUUAUUGGUUUUAAAUGUAACAAAAAUCUGAUUUAGCUAAAGGCCACAUAUUUUUGAUGCAUUUUUCUUGUUCUCUAACCUUUACUUAUAUGGCUCGGCUCCAGCCAGUUAAUUCACAAAGAUUUAACCCUGUUGCUCUGAGAAAAGGUAGGAGACCGGCUCCAUUCCCCUGUUGGAUCUUUGCAAUGCUCAGUUUUGCAAAUAACUCUGCUUAGUCUUUGAGAAAGUAAAAUGUAACAAACUAUAUUUUAUGGUGCCUCUUGCCAUGUUAAUUUAAAGGAGUUUUCUUAUUGCUGUUUUUUAUGACAUUUUAGACUCAAUAUUUAAUGUAAUGAUUUUCUUUUACCUCUUAAAGGGGAGCUGUAAUUUCUCUGGAUUUUUAAUGUAACGUUUACUUAUUCCUAUAUAUAAACAAAUGUGUUUUUUGAUGUGCAAAAAAAUUAAUUAAGUGUGGUAAAUAACACUCAAGGAUGCUUGUUUAUGUUUUGCAGUUAACAAUACUUCAUGCUGUGCAGAAAACAACUGGUGGCAUUUCCUGGUCAUUGCCAUUGCUGCAGUACUUCUCUUUGUAGUCAUUAUUAUGUGUUACAAAGCAAUAAAAAGGUAAGAUUCCUUUUUUUUUUUUAAAUUUAAGAUCCUUAUUUCCAUCACUUUCAUUCCUUAGCCAUUGUAAUGAACCCAUGAGUAAAAACGUAGGGUAAAUAUUCAAGGGUUUCUUCAGUACCAUGACCACUUAGGUCCGUAUGUGCAGUGUUUUAUUGUGAAACGCUGCACAUACCUAGUUUAACCCCUCUGCUGCCAAAGGGGAACUCAACCUCCUGCAGCGUCAUUAGGGAGCCAUUAGCAAACCCAAAAUCAGGACUGUCUAUGUCAAUUCCGUGCAUAUUCCUAAGCACGUAAUUGCAUUUAUUGAUUGAGAGCGGUCAGGAUUGACUUUGGGUUUCUGCAACUCUGCACAAGCUGAAUGUCGUCACUGGCUACAGAGGAACCAAGGAGCCCAGCAGGGACCCAGGUAGGAGGGCAAAUCGUUGUGAAAUGGUUUUCCACAUUACCAAUAUAUGGAGCCAGAACUUUCCUGGCAUUGUAGGCUGACAUGGUUAUGAUGCUUAGUGUAACCCUUUAAAUUUUAUUGUAGAAGACAAUGCCUGUCCAGUAGAAUUUCUAACCAUUAACCUCAAAUCUACAUAACAAAGUUAAAUAGUUGAGUUCACAGGAAGAGUUUUAGAGAGGAUUUAUAAGGCUAUGGGCUGUAGCCACAGUCUGGGUAACCUUACAUGGUGCGAAAAUCCAUAAAGUUUUUGCUAUUGAUCUAAAAGGUCAAAAUCAAAUUCCCGCUUUUGCCACAAACUAGAUUUCUUCUUGAAUCAGCGAGUUAUUACUCUGCGUAUUCCAUCUUCUUCUCUUAAAACAUUUUCUUUAACAUUUAAAGAAACUGAUAAGACAGCCUAUACAGGCAGAUAAAGCCACAAAUUGCUGUAAUGAACCAUUUCCUUGGCUGUAGGUGAAUUAUCCUUUUCUUUAAUUCUCUUUUCUUUUUAUUUGUAUAGUCCUGUUAUUGAACAGGUUACUAGAGAGCAUGUAACUAAUCAUUGUUGGUCCAACAGUUACAAAGCGAAUGUAGUUUUUAAAUGAAAAGGUGACGAGCUAAACAGACAUGGGCAGAUCCAUGCUGAUUGUAUUGGGUGAGGUGUAUGCAAGUCCUUUGCUGCCAUGUAAAUUCAUACCAUUUCAUACCUGUUGAACUCAAUGGAAGGGGUAACCUCUUUUCCCUGCUCAAAUGCUGGCUAUAUAGCCAUUACCAGGUAUGAAUAAAGAUAUGAUGCCUCCCAACACCUCCAUUGCUACGGAAUGUUAUAGCUCUCCUGCCUACUUUAGCAAUAAACUAUGAUGGAUGGAUAGAUUUAUCACAGAUGAACUAUUGUGGCUCCAAAAUAUUUUCCAGCAUGGGGAAUGGAGGUCAACCCAUUGCAAUCAGACUUCAUAAAUUAGAUCCGUUUUACAUAUGGCAUUUGGUGUCAUUUGACUGAUUUAUCCACUAAACUGAAAGUUGUGUAGAGCUAAAAGCAAAUUUGAAAUUUAUGAAGUCUGAUUACAAUGGGUUGACCUCCAUUCCCCAUGCUGGAACAUAUUUUGGAGCCACAAUAGUUCAUCUGUGAUAAAUCUAUCCAUCCAUCAUAGUUUAUUGCUAAAGUAGGCAGGAGAGCUAUAACAUUCCGGCCCUACCGUCUGUUAAUACCACCUGCAGACCCAUAUUAAUCUACAAAGAGAUAAAAACAACCCAUACAACAAUACUAACAGGCUGUACGAUCCUUACCCUACACUCCCAAAAUGGAUUUUCUAGACCUUUUGUAAACCAUUACCAAUAACGCAAGUAAAAGGGUUUCUGUAACAAUUUUUCGCUUGACUUUUUAAAAAAUUUUUUAUUAAAAGGCCUUAAUGGUCCCUUCUAUGCAUAUUCAUCCCCAGGGCUGGAUUUACAUAACAAAAGCUUGUUGUCACAGAAUUCUCAGGCACCUCCAAUCUCCCCACCACCAGACCACUUCCAAACUAAUAAGUAAAACUUACCAUUUUACAUAUGAUAACUGUUUUAUGUAUACACAUAGAAUGAGAGUAUAACAUGUGCACAUCGUAGCGGUUUGUGUAAAUAUCUGAGUGCAUGCAUUUCUCUGUAGCGUGUGUGUGAAGUGUGGGUAAAAGCAUGUGUAGUAGUUUGUAGUAGUGUGGGUGCACAGUGUAGGUAGCCGAGCUGUGUGUGUGCCUGUCAUUUCAGAUUGCCAGAGUCUAGAUGUCUCCCCUCUCCUUGCAGCAGAUCGCUGUGUGAGUGCUUGUGCCAUUAGACACGAGGCAGGGAGGUGUAGUUUAACAGACAUGAUACUAAACACUAAACCUUUCAGAGCAACAGCGGAGAGAGGAAAACUGUAACUCUGUUGCUGCACUUAAAGGAACGCAAAACUAAUGUAGAAAGGUUUUGGGUGCGUGCUUAACCUUCCCAGCAGCUGUGUCGCCAGGGCCAAAGACUAUUCAUCUUGGGCAAGAAUCAGUGUAAUGUAGCUACUGAAUUUGAGGCCUGGACUUAGUACAUUUUAAAGCGGCACCGUCACCCCUUCCCUAACUUGCAAAAUUAUAUAUUCUAUUUUAUAAAGAAAGAAUCGCUCAGGGCGGAGUCCAAGUGUCAAUCCCAACAGCUGUCACCAGGCGGCUGCAGGGAUUUGGCUGUAUCUAUGGAGGGUUUUGCGGUGUCCUCCAUAGAACUCAAUGCAGUACUCCUGCUUUUCCUUACCUGCCCCACCCCCCAGCGGCGAUGUCACUAUCAAGGAGCUUUAUAUAAUUGAUAUAUUAUGAUUAUGCUCCAUAAAAUGGCCAGUUAUCGGUAGUUCCUUCUGUCUAGUUCUAAUGGUAGAUCUGUGCUUAUGAAGUCUCUCACGGACCUUCAUUGUGAGUCUCUCCUACAUAGUGAAGGCCACACGGGCACUUUAGGACAUAGACAACAAUGGCCAACUCACAGGUGAAAAAAUGGCCAGUUAUCGGUAGUUCCUUCUGUCUAGUUCUAAUGGUAGAUCUGUGCUUAUGAAGUCUCUCACGGACCUUCAUUGUGAGUCUCUCCUACAUAGUGAAGGCCACACGGGCACUUUAGGACAUAGACAACAAUGGCCAACUCACAGGUGAAAAAACAUUUAUAUUAAAAGAACGACCUGUUUGGGGAUGAAAGAAUUAGUCUUCUGUAAUGAUGGAAUUACAAGAACUACAGUUAUGGCAUGGAAAUGUGCCAUAAACCGGUGUGAAAAGAAAUCGUUGCGGUCCAAAGUGUUUUUAUCGGCUUGAACUAACGUGUCCCUAAUGUUCUGCGUUCUUUUAUACGAAAAUAAAGGAGUAGCUUGAAAUUCCGGAAUAUCCGGAAAGGAUCUUUUCAAGAUCCCCCAAUGUUUGCAAACAAUGUAUGCAAAUUUGUUACUAUGUAAAUUAAAUGUAGAUACAAAAAGGUAUCCAGGUCUGGUUAUUAGAGGUUUUUUGUUUAGAAAUCUCUCUCCAUAUCCAAUACUUUUUCUUUUUCUGAAUUAAGGAGUGCAGCUGGAUAGCCACACCUAAAAACGUAUACCCUAUCUCAUUGAGACGCUGUGAUUGUGUUGUGGGGUCUGACACAUUCCUGGCUACUCUAAUGUAGAUGACUGCAAGGUAGAGGGCGGAUGGUCCAUUGGGGAUGGAAACUAUUAAAUUCCAAUAGGCUAUUUCUGUCUGUGGGCAUGGUAUAUAAAUCUGUCAAAAAAAACUAUCUCCGUUACGAGUAAUCUUAAGGUUCAGAAAGUUAAUAGUAGUCACACUACAUUCCAUGGUAAACUGAAUUUCUCCACAGAUAGCGUUCAUGUCCCCCCCAAAAUUAUCAAGUUCUUCCCUAGUGCCACACUAUAUGCCAAACACGUCAUCAAUGAAUCUCCACCAGACAUGCGGAUUCGCAAUGAACAAGUCAUGUACAUACACGUGUCUGGUUUCGAAACCAUCCAUGAACAAGUUGGCAUAUUAUAGAGCCAUAUUAGAGCCCAUGGUCGUGUCCCUAAGUUGUCUAUAAUAACUAUCUCCAAACAAUAAAUAGUUCCUAUGUAGCAACAAGUCCGAAAUCAACAUAGACUGUAGACUCCAUGUCAUGUUUUAGAGUUUAUUCUAUGUAUGUGAUUAAUAAACAGGUGAUGUGAUUUAUCAAUUAGUUUAAUUGGGGUUCGGGGUUAUAUAAGCACUUUGUAAUUUUGUAUCCUUAAUGCAUGAUUAAGGCUCUGAGACGAAAUGUCGCACUUUGGCUUUUUAUGAGGCAGUGUACCAAUAAAUAAACAUACCUUCUUGAUCCUGGAGUGUAUCCUAUGUUCUUCAGCUUCUGAGUAACAUAGACCAUGACAGGGCAAAGGGUAGUGGUCAGUAUGGCCUUAUAUAUCCCCAAGUUGUAUUCAAUUGGCCUGCAUCAAUAAUGACGCCAAGACAUGCGCAACUUGAAUCAUUAGAUCGGCAGAUGGGUUUGGUGUCAAAAUAUGACGUGGGUCUCGGGGCAUAUAUAUAGAGGGAGAGAGAGAAAAGAAAAUUGUUCUGCAUUAGUAUUGAUAUCAAGAUGAUGCUCUGCAUCAGGAGGCAUGGAGUAAACUUCAUUGAAAAUGAUGAACACUGUCAAUGUGUAUGUGUGAGCAUCCAGAAGACACUGGAGUCGUUACAGGGGCUCACUGAUUAUUUUAAAAAAUCCUUCCAUCUCACAGGGAAUGAGGUUAUAGACCUGCACAGUGCUAUUGAAAGAACACUAUAGUGCCCCUAUGUAUCCCUAAUGCCAUAGUAUUACCCUACCUAUUAUGGUGUAUGUCCGACCUUACCUUACUUCCUGUGGCACACUCAUUUUCAUCAGUCUUGAUGAUCUCAAACACUCCAAUGAUUUCCUAUAGGGAAGCAUUGUGAGGCAAGUGUUCAUGCGCAUCAAAGCACUGUGUUGUGACAAUAAAAUGCUGUCUAUGAGAAACAGUUGAUUUAAUAACCAAGUCUGACUCUGUUAUUGCAGCAGAAGUACCUGUAAAAAUUGUCAUUCCUCCAAAAUGGCAAUGCUUUUCAUUGUAGGAUAUUAAAAUGCACUACACCCAGACCACUUUGAGUCUCCCUUUAACAUUGCCCUCACUGGGACUAGUUUGUUAAUGCUAUAUGUGUUGGCAUUUUUUUUAUUAUCAGACUCUACCAUCUUACUCCAUUUUACUCAAAAAGAGCAAUUUGAAUGGGAAAGUGAACUUGAAAGUCAGAGUAGCAUUUCACAGCGCUACACCUAUUUCCUUUUUUUUAGCAUUUAACCUCUAUACAUUUCAAUGGCAGAUACAAUUCAAAUUGACUUGUCUAGCCUGACUAUUUCCUUUUAAAAAUAACAAUUUGUAAUUUUGCCUUCUCAAGCCAUCUCUGCAUAUAUUGCAUGCAUUCUUCAGUGCUUUUCAAAAUAGAAAACCAGUGCACACAAGGGUGAUCUUUAUAUGCGUGCAAUGGAAUUAAAAAAAAAAAAAACAGAAAUUUGCAUCUAAACAAUGAAUUACAUGGGGAAAAAAAUACACGCAGGUAUUUAAAAAAUAUACUGACUAUGAAAAGUGGUUAUGCAUUUCAUCCUCUUUAAGGGACAUUCCAGUAGUGUUACCACUGGCAUCCUUUCAAAAGGCAUAUUUUUGCCAGGUACUUGAGUGUUAGUAGUAUGAAAAAGCCAUGACGCUUUAUUUGGAUGUAGAAAUUCACGUCCAAGAACGUGACAUUUUGAUGGAGAGAUGACGUAUGCAUGCUGUAGUCUGGUUUUAUUCAAAUGCCAUUAAGAAUAAGUUACCAACGGCUGGUGCCAUUGUUUGAUAUAAAGCAAAAGAAAAAAUAGUAAGUAGGAAAAACUAAAUUAAUUAUUGUAUACUUCUAUUACACAGUUUCUGCCUAUCUUUACUGAGACAUGCCUCCUUCCUUCUUAGAUGAUGUAUUUUCCUUGAAACAUGUUUGGAGCUGACUCCUUUUAGUUUGUGGAGCCCAUUUACCAAAGAAUAAUAAAUAAGUCCUCUGUUUGACAUAUUACCACUGGUGGAAAUUUGAGUUGCAGGACUUAACUGCUGGUAGAUCAAUUUUGAUAUUCCAUCUCCCUUAACCUAUUAGACAGUUUUCUGGAAUGACAUGAGUACCAGGAGAACGCGGCCUCUGUUAGUCUGUUAACAUCGAUGUCAUUCUACACAUUUAGUUUCACAUUAGCCCCCAAAACACCCUCCAUAGUGUCCUCCUGAAACCAGUGGGAAAUAUUACUUAAGUCUAAAAUGUAAUAUUUUUAGAAUUCCUCACUCUUUCAAAAUGACGGAACUCCAUUUGAACAAGGAUUGCUUUCUUCCUGGUUAGAAUUUCAUGGUAUGCUCCUUCAAGGCAAGGGAUCAGUAAAAUCUUAUCCCAAAAAGAAGUCACAGUGCAGGAUUUAGAACAUCUACUCUCUUAUCUCCAUUUACCAUGCUAUGUACAUGCAUGUAGCUAAUGUUGUGUGAAGAAAAGGAAGAGCAAAAUCCUAUCAUAAAGGUUGAAAUGCUUUUAUGUUGAUUGAUUGCAAAAAACAAAAGGGCAGAUGGUUUACAACUGAAACUUAAAUAGAAGCAAUAAAUCUUCAGCCAAACACUGCAUGCGGAAAAACAGGAGUGAGAGAAUUAUAGCAAUCCUGGUUUCCUCAUGAAUAUAAAUGGCUGUUGUGUUAGGAAAUAAAAUCCUGGAGUUUAAUGAUAUAAAGAUAAGAAAAAGCAAUCAAUAAAUAUUGUACUGCUAAUCAAAAUUACAAAUACUAUAGCAGAAGUGUUAGUAAUAUUAAUGGGAGGCUAAUCCGUAACAUUUAUAUGAAACUUCUUUUAUACAUCUAGACUAGUUUAGAUGUAUAACAAUUCGCCAACACAGCACAGAAAAUUUGCUCAUAUUCCAUUUAAAAUUUUGUUACAGUUCAAUCAAAAUAUACCAUUCCUAGUUUUAACAUAUUGCACCUUUUCAUCUCCACGCCACCUCCAUCACCAGUCCUUAGUAUGUUUUACUGGGUGUGUGCAAAAACACAGCAAUGUGCUACUGGAAGAGAGUAGAAAUUGUCCUAAUGAUUUGGAAGAAUAAAAUGUUCACAUGCUAUACACACUGUCAAAAAUGGCUUGAAACCCUAUAUUCUGCUACUUACUUGAUAGCUAUUUAGAGAUGUUCACUUGUUUGAUGGAAUAGAGCAGGCAUAGGCAAUCUUCGGCAUUCCAGAAGUUUUGGACUACACCUCCCAUGAUGCUUUGCCAGCAUUAUGGAUGUGAGAGCAUUAUGGGGGAUUUAGUCCACAACAUCUGGAGUGCCAAAGGUUUCCCAUCCCUGUAAUAGAACAUUGUGGUAAAUCUCUUCCAUAUUUGGGCUUGUCUCUCUCAACACUUUCAUCAGGACUGCAGAUUAAAGGGCUAGGUGACAAGGAGGUCUACUUCAGAAUUAUGCCACUUACAGCAGUAUAGCAUUCUGUACAGAGCAGAAAGUUAACAUUAUUAAUUAUUAUUUUAUUAUUUAUAUAGUGUCAUCUGAUUACAUUUUUUUUAUUUAUUAUUGCAAUUUAUAAAGCGCACACAGAUUCCGCAGCGCUGUACAAUUAGUUGAGAAACGUACAAUAUACACAAACAAAUACAAGAGGUAAGAGAGGUACAUAGCACUGUACAAUGGGAUGGACACGGACGGUCAGCAAAUAUACACAAAUGAGUAAUAAGUAUUGUUUAUUCAGUUGAGAGUCACAGUAGGAAGUAGACCUGUGCAAUCAGUUUCAAACAAAUUGCCUUUCAUUCAUGACGAGUUAUCUGAAUUUCAAAAUUUCUAUAUGGCCAAAUAAAGAAACAACCAAAACAAGCAAAGGAAGAGCUGAGUUGUUUGUUUUGUUAUUUUGGAGUUAAGCAGGUCCCGCCAAAAUAACAAAAAAUUAUGUUUAGGGUAGAGCCACUAAAUCAAAUAAAGAAAACGUGAUAUAAACCAGGGAUCAGCCAGACCGAACGCUUAAAAUAUGCAACCAGAUGCUCAAAAGCACCACUCAUAAUUCAUAUAUUGAAGGAAUAUGGACCUAAUUACAAUGGUGAAAUACUCUGUUUCAGUAUAAGGGCUCAAAAAUGAGUCUUAUCACUGUACUGACUAAUAUAUUUGCAUAGCUCAUAUUGCACCCUUAUGGUUCGUCCAUAUUGUUUUUCCGAAAUGUUUGCAUGACCAAAAUUCAGACGAGCAGAAAUGCAAUGUCAAGCAAAAUUCUGUCAUUCGAUUUUAAAAGAAAUAAAUAAAAUUUCAGCCAAAUUGAUUCGGUUGAACCAAAUUCUUCAGCCAUGCACACGUCUAGUAAAAAGAUGAAAAGUCCACAAUAUCUUCACCAUCUCCUAGUGUGGUCAUGGUUCUUCUGAAUCUUCAUGAAUUGUAGUCCAACAGCAGCUGGAAUGCCAUGGGUAGACACCUCUGACCAUUGGAGCUCAUGAGAAAGGUCAUUAUCCUUGCUUGUUUUCUCUUAACACAGCAGUUUUGGCAGGGAAGUGUCAUUACACUAUGUUUUGGAAGGAUAUAUUUGUGGUUGCCUAGAGACAUAGUCACAGUCUUAUUAAUAUUAUCAUUUAUUUAUAGAGCGUAGACAUGUUGGGCAGAACUCUACUAAGGGAAACAGAAAAAUAUUAAACUUCAGGAACAUAUUUAACAACUUGUGGAUUUUCUAGCCCUGACUCUCUAGAUAAUUAAGCUGGCAGGGCUCCUGAUGGAUAAAUAUUUGAGCCAAGAUCAAACAAGUUGCGGUGCUCAACCUUUCAGAACCCCAGGGCUGAGCAGAACUACAUGUAGCAUAGAAAGUGUUAAACAUUCCUUAUUUCCAUCCACAGAAGUGAUUGCCCAGGGGGGUAUCUGCACAGAAUUGCUGUUUUUCUGUCCUUAAUGAAGCUUAAUUACUGUUGCUCUCCAUAGGGAGCGUUUAAAGCUGCCUGAUUAUCAACCCUGUAAGCUAGGGGACUGUCAUUUCCCAAGUAAAAUAAACACUUCACAAACUUCUCUGGUUCAAACCCCUGUUGCUGAUAGAUUCCAGUGUUUUAUAAGACUCCUCACCUAGGGUGUAUGCAAAUCUGUUCCAAUUAGCUACUUAACCAAGGCAGUUAGCAAUUGUUAGUCAUUAAAUCUUGGUCUGCAUGUGAAACUAAAGUAUGGUUCUACUUUUCUAAGUAAAAAAAAAAAAGGAAAUUGAAGGCAUACUCAGAACACGCAUUUCUGAGAAGUAGUGCUGUCAUAAAGACCAAAAUUUAUACAAAAUGCAGAUUAAGGAACAUCAUGCACACACAAAAAAUAAAGCUUUACAUUUUACAAGCCUACUAAAAAUCACCCAUUUUAGUAAACAUAUAUUCUGUUCCAGCAUAUGGCCAUAUUAUCUCAACCCCACCACUAUGCCAGUAGUGGUGGGUCCUACAACAUCUUUAACGUGGGAGAUAAACAUGCUAACUGCAAUACCUAUUGUUUAACGACUUCCAGAGAGUCUCCUCAAAUUUAUGCUUUACUGUGGUGCCUUCCAAAGGGGCAUCUGUGGUGAAGGGGUGGGGUGGUAAACCCAAGAGGAAUCUGGUUUGGAUUCCAAAUAUACACAGAAAAAAAUUAUAUUGAGGGCUCACCUAGAACAUGCAUUUCUCAUAAGUGGUACUGCCUUUAGCUGAAUUUAUACAAAAUAUAGGCUAAUAAACAGCGCCCACAAAUUUUUUUUAAAAAAACAGUUUUCAAUUUUACAAGGCUUAAAAAAAUAAAAUAAAAAAAACCCACAUAUCUUAGCAAACAAACAAGGGGAUUUAUUUCCAACAUAUGGUCACCCCAUUGUACAGUGCUACAGCAUUUUGCUGGCGCUACAUAAAUAAUAAGAUAAUAAUAAUAUGUAUAUGGUGGAACUGAAUCACCAUGUUUGUUUGCCAAGAUAGGUGAUUUUAAGUAGCCUUGUAAAAUGUAAAGCUAUUUUUUUUAUGUGUGGGUGCUGUUUCUUAAUCUAUUUUUCUAUCUAGAAUCAUAACAGGGCUCUAAAAAAGUGGAGAACAGGAGGUGGCCAUAAGGUAGAAUCUCAGCUGUUGCAGAACUACAACCACUAAAAAUGGUUUGAGACUGGAAAAGCAUCUGAGGAGUGUAGUUUUACAACAGUUAGACAGGUAUCUCUUGGCCAUCCCAGGUGACUGUCGGCUUUAUUGGCACAGGUGUAGGCAUAAUAUACUUUAACUUAUAUGCAGACACGACCUUGAAUGAGACUCCUGGGGUUUCUUUCUUAAAAAGUAUACCUCAGCUUUGUGGGGGUCUUUUUUUUUUGUUAAGAAAGUACUAAGCCAAGAUAAUUUAGGUAUAUAAAGUACGAAAAACAAAGAUAUAAAGUCUCCCCGAUUCAACAUUUACAAGAGUGAGGUCUGGUAGGUUAAAGAGAAAUCAGAACAGGCCAGGGCGUCACCCAUGCCCCCAUAUCCAUUAUAGAAUCAGGGAGCAGUAUAAGAAAAUAAGAAAAAGAUUAACAAAGAAAAAAAAAGGCUGUAAUAAACCCUAUAGAUGUAAUUUUUCCACCCUGUUCCCCAUGAACAGAGGGUGUAGAAUGAAGAUAGGGGCAAUUUGACAACCCAUCAGUUUAUCUUAGACCUUUAAGAACAGAUUUUGUAACCCAUUUUUUUAAUCAUUACCUAUUUAGUGCGAGAGUUAAACUCUAGUAGGUGUCCAUAAAUUUUACAUUACUGUGUGCUUGAUUGUCUUGUAGUUACCUUUAUCAUAGACUUUUAGUGUAUUGCAAUGCUUUUAGCAGGACCACUGAGGUUUCUUCUCUAAACUGGGAAUUGGUAAACUAAAUUAGAUGGAAAAACAAGUCAAACGUGUGAAUAUUUACAAUUUGGGUAUGUUGAUGUAUAAUAUGCCAUUCCUUUGUCAAUUCCGAUAUUUUUUCCUAUUGAAAGUGCCUUGGUGUUGAGUCAAUGCUGAAAAGAUUAGGGUCAUUAAAUAGGGUCAUACCACCUCUCAUCAUGUCCCUGCAUCAUACAGAUUGAGUCAGAGUCAGAAAGUAGAAUACUGGGACCACGUUUUGAAAGUGGAGAAAUCACCACAGAAAUUAAUGAAUUGGACUGGAAUUGCUCUACUUUUCCAUAUUUGUCAGCUUCAGUAUGCUGCCAGGAUGGAAGAGUGAGAGGACAGGAGGAUUACCGGUGUCAUAUUGGCAUGCAUUCUUCCAACAAGGGCAGAAAUGCCCUGGACUUGUUUCUGACUUUGGCCACAGAUAAGUUUUUGUAGUGUCUGCAGAAGUGGGACACCAGAAACGUAACACAGGGUGGAACAGGGAGCCCAAGGUUAGAACUAUCUCAUUGAUUUCAGUACCAGUACUGUUGGCAGGCAUGAUAUUCUUUUUAAAGUGUUGUUUGCCAUAGAUGUAAUAUAGAAUGUCUGUCUGCCCUUAUAUAUGUAACAAGCCAUAACUUCACCUCCAUCCUCCUUUCUCAUUGUUAUUACAAUAUUAAAAAUUAUGUAUUUUAUUUAUUCCAAUCUCUGUCUCUGUUUAUCAUCAUGCACUCCAAAAGGAAACCGCUCCACAAAGAAGAAAAUGGAACAACCAGGGCUGAAUAUGCAAUGACCCUCGAAACUGCCUAAGAUGCAGGACUUUAGCAGCGUGGUCACCAAAUCCUUGAUGUAAACCCUUCAAAACAUAAGAGGCAUUGAACUUUUGUUUUUUGGGGAAAAAAAAACAGAGAGAAAAAGGGCCUGUCUUUCCCCACAAAUAAAGAGCAGUAUACGCAGGGGACCUCACUUGGAAAUUUGAGUACACACCGGUUUGAUUCCCGAAGGAGGAGAUCGCCUGAGUUAGGGCCUAAGACUUCCUGGUUAUAAAGUACAGCCAGCUAGACUGGCAACCAGAGCUUGUAAGAAAGAGCAUGCAUCUGCUGAGAGAAUAGCAGCUCCGAUCACUGACUUGCCCGCCAAGCACAUGGGAGGACCGUGUGCUUACUGGGUCUCAUGUGGAGAAGGUGGAUGAGAUCGUUUGCAGAGACCCAUGAUCUGCAAACCUCCUGUGUACUAGGGAAUAACAAAUUUCCUGCAUGUGCAGUGUUUCCAUACCCAAGACAGACACUUUGUAUUAUUAUAAUUCUGAUUAUUAUUAAUGAUGAGGGUGGGUACUGUGUUAUAAAAUUGGAGGAACCCCACAAACAAUGCAUGCACUCAAUAUAUGAAUUUACCCAGGAUAUACAGCUGAGGUAUCAUUUCUAUGCAAUACCCAAUGGCUGAAGACUUUUGGAAGCAAACAGACAAAAAGAGAUGGGUUUAAAGAACAUGGUAGUGCGCUUAACCCAUUCAUUGCCGGAACUGACAUGUUUGCAUCGCCUGCCAGUGUAUUGUUGGCUUUUCUCGGCAGUUAAUGGUUUAACCCUGUGAAAGCCAUAGGGUAGUGCAAGGCGGCGCUUUGCAAACCCCUGUGGCACAUAAAUUCAGAAGAGGUUUUAAGGUGCUCUAAGAACAAAACUCUUUUUAUACGGACUAUUUUAUUUAUCAGCAUAAUAAGAAAAAUAAAAAAUUUAAAUGGAAAUGCUAUACUCCCUAUACAUGUAUGUUACAAUCACUCAUACAGUGAGCUUGUAGGUUUUCAUUUAGUGCAAUAUACCAGUCUCUUAUCUCCAAAAUUGCACAUUUUACUUCUGUGCUCUGUCUAUCAUUCAGGAUAUGGGUCGAAAUCUCUUCACCAUUGUCAGAUUAUAUCGCACUUGUUUACUGUAAUUUUAUUAUCAUUAUUCAAGUGUUAUCUUAUUGGUUAUACACUAUAUGAAAACAGUGGGUAAUUACUGUUACUAGUAUAUACGUGAAAUCGAACCUAUUUGUGGUUACAGCUGUAAAUUAACCUUCUUUACAAAGUUACUAACAAAACUAGGUUCAGAUAAUUAAAUACUUCUCCUGACCAAGUGCCCACUGAAAGUCUACUUUAACAUAAACAGGACUUUACGGUGCUUUAAUAUUCAAUGUAAACAUAAGUGGUACUGGUACCAGAUUGUGAUGUUGGCAAACAUCAUGUGGUCUCUUAUUAAUAUUUGAGACUCAAUCCAAGGAGAUCAAGUCUGACCCAGAGCAUUAUGGCUACAUAACAUGCCAUUCAGUAUUGACUUCAUAGAUAUGCAGCAAUAUUUACAAUAUUAUUUUAUUUGGCGGCAAUUUUUUUUUUUUAAGAUUAAUGACUGUUGAAACGUUGCAUAAAAACGGGUAAUUUGACAGGUUACAAUUAAAAGUCACAAUUUAGAAAAAGUUGAACUUCAAAUGUUAUUAUUCAAAUGGAUUUACAACUUUUUGCUUUGUUAGAGGAGCUUGUAAACAAAGAGUAAAAUGCAUGAUCUAUAUAUUUCUAUAUUACAUUACACUAGAAUGAUUACAUCAUUGGAUGAGAAUAAUUUAAUCCCUUAAUGGCCAGUGACAUUUAAUGCUGUCAUCACAGUUUAAACCUUAUGUCGGUAUAGAACGUCCUGUUUAUUUAACCUUAGCAGCUGUGUACAGACCUGCCACCUUCAAUGAGGAAGGGCAUUCUAUAUCAUAAAGGGUCCUAUGUUAUGGUUCUUAGGUGGUUAAGGAUUAGUAGAAUUAAUGACACAAUAGGGUCAAAGAAAACCAUUGGACUGCUUAGUAAUUUCUGUUUUUUUUGUCCCCCUUUUCUCUCUAAAAGGGUGUAUUUAUGAAAUAUGAUAUAAUAUAUCUGUCAUUUAUACACAAAGAAAAUACUAUUUCAGGGCAAAUCAAUCAAUGUGAAAUGAAAUCAUCUCUGUUAAUAUUGAUGCAGUAACCGUAGAGUCUUCAGCCUAUUUCAGGAAGUCUUUGUUGGCUCUGCAGUACUGAAUGAGUUAAUAUCCAUGUCCUGUUGAAUCAUUAUUGUAACAGUUUACAAACAGGAUCAGCAGCUGUACAUAUCCUUUAGAGCACUUGUAUAUUCAUAUUAUGUUGUGCUAAAUGCCUGCCUUCACAAUUAUAUUCCUAAAAUUACUACUUUUUUUGUGAAAAUAUGAACGUAUAAUAAAUUUAAUAAUACAAUAUAUAAUAUUGGAAAAAACCUUUGUAGCAUUUUUUUAUUUCUCAGCAUUUUUUUCUUAUUUUGAACUCAAUACUCACUAAAUGGUUUCUAUGAAAUUCACUUUGGCCACAAAUAGGCAGAUAUGUAUAGGAUUCUUUGAUUUGGGGAAAUGCAUUUGAAGAAGUUUAAUUUUUAUUGACAAGCAGAAUUUUAGAGGACUAACUUUUAGAAGAAAGAAGAUGUAAUGAAGAAAAUAUGUUUAAAAGGGUGUUAAGAAAGGAAUAUGGUAGGUCAUUUUUAACACGGUCUGGCUCUUUUUAGGACAGAUGUCACCGGGUCGUAACCCAACUUACAGGGACUGCGAAUUCCACAAACAUAGGUGCAAAAUAGACAUAUUACCGGGCCUUAGAAUGGCUGGACUUAACAUUAAUAAAGAUACAGACAAAGUCAGUAAUAGCUAUGGUCAGGAUUAUAGAAAUACAGAAUAUGAAUAAACAGGUAAUGUCAAAAUUCCAGAAAUACACAAAGUCAAAUACAAGCCAUGGUCAAUAUGAAAGUAUGAAGACAUAUAAGCACUAAAACGUUUGUUAAGGCAGAAACCAUGAUAGGGCACUAAAUAAGCAUUAUAUAGGAUUACAUAUGUUCUCAUUGGUCCACACCAUGUCUGCGACUCCAAAGUGAUUGAUAAUGAGGUCGUCUGGAUGACUUGGUCACUUUAAGUGGGGCCGUGACGUCACUACAUUUGAACGAAUAAAAGACGCACCAUUCAAGCGAGCAGCGUCUUGAACUAUGCAGGGAAGCAACUUAUGUGUGUAUAUUGACCCUCGUGAACCAGGAGGAGGAGUUGUUCGCCGUGCUGAAUGGUAGGUAUAAAGGUUAUUCCCUAUUCAGGCCAGGUGUCGCGCGACAAAGGGAGCAGCGCGGGCACGUGGCUUAGAAACGUUUGCUACAAUAGGUUUGCCAAUGUAGCAACUCAAAUCCUAUGCUCAAUGCAUCAAAUAAUAGGUUUGUGUGGUCAGUAAGCACACUUUAGACAGGAUUUAAACAAGACCCUUGCACACAAAACAUGCUCCUGUACGCCCGAGAUUCAACUGUGUCUCUUCAAAUCCUAGCCCUACUAUUCUGCCAGUGUUGACAAUUAACUUAAUUUCUAAUUCUCAAGUUAUUCAACUGUAGUUCUUGCAAUUUUCAAAUAUCACAUACAAUUACACACUAACAAGAUUAAUGAAUUUUAAAAUAAUUUUUUUCAAAUAUAAAUAAGCAAACUGGGGCGUGUGAAGGGUUUUUUAUUAGGGUUGAAAAGAAAAUACAAUUAUUUACUAAAGAAAAAUACAGCCAGAGACACCCACCUUGCCUACCUGAUUUAUGCGGCUGCAGAUAUUUGUGUCCUCAACUUUAUUAUAUGUAAAUUAGUUCUAGUUUGAGUUAUUUACAUUAUCAUACCACCGUUUACCAGGCUCAGUAGGCUUACAAAGAAACCCUAGUUCAGCUUAACCCGGUCCCCCUACCUAGAGCACGCAAAAGCACCUCUUUUAAAGGACCACUAUAGGCACCCAGACCACUUCAGCUUAAUGAAGUGGUCUGGGUGCCAGGUCCAGCUAGGGUUAGCCCUUUUUUUUAUAAACAUAGCAGUUUCAGAGAAACUGCUAUGUUUAUAAAUAGGUUAAUCCAGCCUCUAAAGCCUCUAGUGGCUGUCUCAUUGACAGCCGCUAGAGGCGUUUGCAUGCUUCUCACUGUGAAAAUCACAGUGAGAAGACACAAGCGUCCAUAGGAAAGCAUUAUGAAUGCUUUCCUAUGAGACUGGCUGAAUGAGCGUGCAGCUCCUGCCGGGCAUUCAGCCGAAGAGGAGGAGGAGAGCUUCCCGCCCGGCGCUGGAGAAAGAGGUAAGUUUAACCCCUUCCUCCACCUAGAGCCCGGCGGGAGGGGGACCCUGAGUAUGUUUUCCUGGCACUAUAGUGGUCCUUUAAUUACCACAGCAAGCCAACGCACGCUCAGCCCACAACAAUGACCUUCCACGUAGGCACAUAUUCCUCCCAGCACCAUCACAAAGCCAUUGAAGGCUUAAUAGCUUAUAUAAUACCACAAAAGCGCCUUACUUGAGCCGAUGUUUAAUGGCGAAGUCCUAAUAAGCCACAAGGCGCAUAAUGCCCAACACCCGCAUCCCCCCACAUACACAUUUCUCAAGACAUGUUGUCGGAGAGCCUGGAUACCUUAGCUAACAAAAAAUACAAAAUAGAGUUUGUUCAGUUAUGUGAAGUAUGUCAAGCUACUGUAACAUACACUGCUCAAAAAAAUAAAGGGAACACUUAAACAACACAAUGUAACUCCAAGUCAAUCACACUUCUGUGAAAUCAAAUUCUCCACUUAGGAAGCAACACUGAGUGACAAUCAAUUUCACAUGCUGUUGUGCAAAUGGGAUAGACAACAGGUGGAAAUUAUAGGCAAUUAGCAAGACACCCCCAAUACAGGAGUGGUUCUGCAGGUGGUGACCACAGACCACUUCUCAGUUCCUAUGCUUCCUGGCUGAUGUUUUGGUCACUUUUGAAUGCUGGCGGUGCUUCCACUCUAGUGGUAGCAAAAGACUGAGUCUACAUCCCACACAAGUGGCUCAGGUAGUGCAGCUCAUCCACGAUGGCACAUCAAUGUGAGCUGUGGCAAGAAGGUUUGCUGUGUCUGUCAGCGUAGUGUCCAGAGCAUGGAGGCGCUACCAGAAGACAGGCCAGUACAUCAGGAGACGUGGAGGAGGGCAACAACCCAGCAGCAGGACCGCUACCUCCGCCUUUGUGCAAGGAGGAACAGGAGGAGCACUGCCAGAGCCCUGCAAAAUGACCUCCAGCAGGCCACAAAUGUGCAUGUGUCUGCUCAAACGGUCAGAAACAGACUCCAUGAGGGCCCAACGUCCACAGGUGCAACACCGUGCAGGACGUUUGGCAUUUGCCAGAGAACACCAAGAUUGGGAAAAUUCGCCACUGGCGCCCUGUGCUCUUCACAGAUGAAAGCAGGUUCACACUGAGCACAUGUGACAGACGUGACAGAGUCUGGAGACACCGUGGAGAAUGUUCUGCUGCCUGCAACAUCCUCCAGCAUGACCGGUUUGGCAGUGGGUCAGUAACGGUGUGGGGUGGCAUUUCUUUGGGGGGCCGCACAGCCCUCCAUGUGCUCGCCAGAAGAAGCCUGACUGCCAAUAGGUACCGAGAUGAGAUCCUCAGACCCCUUGUGAGACCAUAUGCUGGUGCGGUUGGCCCUGAGUAAUGCAAGACAAUGCUAGACCUCAUGUGGGUGGAGUGUGUCAGCAGUUCCUGCAAGACAAAGGCAUUGAUGCUAUGGACUGGCCCGCCCGUUCCCCAGACCUGAAUCCAAUUGAGCACAUCUGGGACAUCAUGUCUCGCUCCAUCCACCAACGUCACGUUGCACCACAGACUGCCCAGGAGCUGGAAGAUGCUUUAGUCCAGGUCUGGGAGGAGAUCCCUCAAAAGAACAUCGCCACCACAUCAGGAGCAUGCACAGGCAUUGUUGGGAGGUCAUACAGGCACGUGGAGGCCACACACACUACUGAGCCUCAUUUUGACUUGUUUUAAGGACAUUACAUCAAAGUUGGAUCAGCCUGUAGUGUGUUUUUCCACUUUAAUUUUGUGAAAAUCUAGACCCCCAUGGGUUGAAAAAUUUGAUUUCCAUUUUUUACAUUUUGUGUGAUUUUGCUGUCAGUGUCACGAACACACACUACUCCAAGAGUGCGCGUGAUGUAGUUGUGGUUGUGAAAGGGUUAAAGUUCACUAUUUGUCUGCACUAGACCGGAAAUAAUGACAAAAUCCCCCUUUAACACCACCCACACUUAAACAUAAUAAUAUAACUAUUACUAUUUUAACGCUGCCACCACCAAGACAAUUUAUAAAUGGGGUGCCUUGGUCCCCCAGGUAAAUCAGUAAUAAAACCCACCAAAUAUUACUUAGCACAAUAUUUAAGGAAUUAUAAAAAUACUAACUUGUCUCUUCAGGUAACGUGAUUCUUAACCAGACAAAGGCAGAACUUAAUAAAUGAAUGUUUAUUAUGAGCAAAAAUGAAUCACAGUGCAUAUAAAAAUAUAUGAUAAACAAAUUAUUUACACCAACAACAGGUAAAAACAAAAAGGAUAAAAAACAGAACUCACUUAGGUUUUCAAAGUACAACUUCUGUCCAGGGAGUCUCUGGCAAGGAAAGAUGGUGACUCACUCAAAAUUAGAUCUUGGCCCCAAGCAAGUACACAAACACCCUUCAGAAUCACAGGAGAUAUACCCUAUGAAUUGCCACGCCUCAUCCAGGGGUGGAGCAAUAGGGAUACUAAGUGACCACCUCCUUUGUUCCAGAAACCAACAAGCCACAUACAGACUUUUGGUUUUAUCUCCUCUACUGUACUUGCCACAGAAAUAAUAAUUGCCUCUAUGAAUUUGUUAUUGUUUUCCCAUUCCAAAGACAUGUUGCACGCCCCGCCCAUGAUCCAAUAGGAUGGACAUCACAAGUCCUGCCACACGGUUUAAGUUGUGCAACUCAUGUUUGGGCUUAAUUAAAAGAUUGGGCUUGUCCCAUUCCAAAUAUAAUAAAAAUGAGGCUUGAUUAUUAACCUGUGGGUAAGUAUGAAUGUUUCACUUGGAUAAGAUACUGGAAUGCAAGGAUCUUCAUGAAACGAAUCCCAUUACCAUUUCAAAUGAUUGAACUAUCCUUUACAAGGUACAUGCCAAAUGGAUGAAGAGACAUUCAGACUUUUCCAAGUGUAGAACCUCACACCUUGCAGAUACUUGAUUACUUCACAUCCAUAUAUUAAAAUCAUUUUCACAUUGCUAUUCCAUUCACACUACCCCUUCUGUCAUCUGACCUCUGUGGGGGUCCCAGCUUCAAAAGAUGUAACCCCUGUUGACCUCAGCAAUAGCAUCUCUGUAAUUUGUGCUAUUUACUACACAAAUUACAUUAAAAGAUGAUAUUCCAUAGUGUAAAUUAAUUAAAUUAUACACCCUUGCCGUGACAGUCAGCACAUUCAACUAUGUAAAGAACAAAGUAUUUCAGAAGAAUAUUUAAUUCAUUCAGAUCUAGGAUGUGUUAUUUUUGUGUUCCCUUUAUUUUUUGAGCAGUGUAUAAAUUCAUAUGCACUUUGCGUACUAUGUUGUUAUUCAUGUAAUGACUCUCAAAAAUAAAGAAUGUAAAAAGAAAAAUACAGUCUCUAUUAAAGGAGAAACCGAUAUUGUAAUUAGAGACCUAUAUGGGAAUAAUCCAACAAGUUUUAAAGAAAAGAGAAAAAAAAACAGGUAUAGAUAAAAGUCCUUAGCUUCAUUUAAAAUAAAAAUAAAUGUGCGUAAACUUUAUUGAAAGAUUUAUUGACCAGAAAUUUCAAAAGCAAAUCCAAGUGUACUGUUUUGGGACUAUUGAACUCAAAACACAUUUAAAAAAAAAUAGUUUUCUUAUCUAAGUAAAUAAUCUAUGUUUUUUUCCUAUAGCGAAAACAAAAUAAACUACAAUGAACAAUAAGAAUACAACAAAAAUGAUUAUAAAAACAGAAUAAACCCAAUUAAAUUUGCAUUUCUUAUUGAGAACAGCUGGACUGCAAUUCUGUAAAUGGGUUAUUUAACAACAACAACAACAACAGCAGCGAACCAGGAUUGCAGAGAUCUGAAUUUCAAAUUUUAGAACAAAACUGAAACCCUAUAAAAAUAGUUGAGUGGGGGGAAAUGUUCUAUUUCAGCUUUUUACCCUAAAAUUCAUAUUUCUCUUGCCAAUUCUCCACAAUUCACAUUUUGGCAAAAUACCCCACAAAGGAGAUUUGCUGGCAUCCAAAAGGGUGAACUUCUCUUCAUAUCACUGUGAUCCUUAAUCGUAUACAUUGAAUAAAAUCUAAUUUAUUUAAAAGAGAUAUCAAUAAUUGGUUGAAUUGAUGCAACAGAGUUUUGCCUAGUGGUCUCCCACAGUACACCACUGACCCAGGAACACUGAAGAUACGAAAAUCACAGGUAACGGUGACGGUGGCAAAGGCCAAGAAAAAUUAAGUGGACAAUGAUUAUCAUUGUCUUGUUGAUAUCAGUGUCACUCCUGAGAAAAGAUGCUGAGAUCUUAUCAAGUUCAAAUGAAAAAAAUAUACAUACAUAUAUAUAUAGAUAGAUAGAUAAAUAGAUAGAUAUACACACACACACACACUGUGAUUAUACGGCACUGGCAUCUCUUAUCAAAGGUGUAACAGUUUAGGCAACACUAUCAUCCGUGGGUUUCUUUUUACAUUACCUGUACCACUAAAUGCGAGGACUCAUGUUUGGUGGCAUAUACAGGAUAUAGUGAGCUGAUAUUUGGUUACUAUAUGAACUUCUAUCCAUCCAGUCCUCUGGCAAUACUCUUAUUGAUAAUUACCCUUUAGAGAACAAUGAAUAGCCAUAUCUUGUGAGACCUCAAGGAAGAGACAAUCCAGCUUCUUUCUUGGCAACUCAAAAGAACUCAGACUCUGUUUGUUGUAUAAAGAUCCAGCUUACAAAGAUCUCAGCUUAUAGUAAAAUAAAAAAAUUGCACAAAGAUUUUCACCAAUGGGAAUAUAGAACAGGGCAAAUAGAACACACAGGAAAAGAACUGGCUACAAAGUGAUUCCUUACAUUCCACCCCAUACAUUUUUUUUCUUUUCUUAAGUUUAAAGGGCAAUCCAGACGUGGACCCCUUGCUCACGGUGCAUAGAGGGAUAUUGGCUAUACCUCACUGAUGAUACCUUACAACGAUAAGUCUGGGGUUGCCGUAUCUCUCGUGCAGAGGGAACUUGCUGGCAUUUUGGAUCUGUACUACCUGUAUGAGUGGGAGCAGUCUGAUAUGCUUCAGAUAUGUUCUCUCUGUAAUGGCACAAGUUCAGCUAAAACCAGCUUGAGAUUUGAGCAGGGACCCACGGAAGAGCUGGCUAAUUGAGCUGAUGUCUGUUCUCACCUCUCUUGCUACUUAUUCCCCUACAUACAAGUACACCUUGACAACAAAAGGUUAUAUUGAUUGGACCCCACUGUCCCUUCAGAGCAAUCUCUGGUUACAUCAUUUGCUGUAUUAGAUAAUAUGUAGACUUGCUGGCUCCCACAGCAGGUGGUCACUCACAGUACAGUAUUUAACUUGAUUAAAGGACCACUCCACACCUCAAAAGCACUUCAGCUUUUUUUACCCUCUGUUGACUCACGGCUGCCUAUACAGACACACACACACACACUGCUCUGUGUAUAAUACAGGUACACAUAAUACAGAUAUGACUAGAAACAAACCAAGAGUCGCAAAAAUGCCACUACAAAAUUGUGGCUUACGCAAACCAAAUCAGGGGGAUCACAAACACAUUUUUGAACUGAAUGGGCUCUUAACUCAGCAGACAUUAUAUUGUAGUGUGUACGUUUGAAAAUGCAUUAUAUAGUUAUAUUAUGUGGUUUAUACAUUUGGUAAUAUAUUAUAAAGCAAUAUUUAUGCGGUGUGUACUUCAGAAUAAUUAAAUAAACUGUGCUUUUCUGUCUAUUUUCUUGGCUCAAUGACAACAAUGUAUAUACGUAUAUUUACAUAUAUCCUCAGCUGUUGAUAAUUAUAUAUGGUUAUCAGGAAUCUAUAGUAAUUGUACAACUUGAAGUGAUAAAUAUAUACACUUUGCUAAAAUCUCUGAUAGUAAGCGGUGUGUGUGCAUAUAUAUGUGUUACUAUGAUCACAAUGCAGCUAGAUAAUGAUAUUUACUGCAUAAUGUAAUAUUAAUUACAGUAUUACAAUGAUUAGGGGGUACAAUGUUUAAGCUAUAAGAACACAUAUUUGCUGCAUUAAAGAGUUAUAUUUAGAGCAAUUAUUUCACUAUGACUGUGUGUUGUUUUCUCUUACUAUGUUAAAUUUGUUAUAUAGUUUCCAGGCUCAUAUACAGUGUAUGUGUCUCUCUCCUCAUAUAGUGUUAUUAUUUUGUAUCCGUGUCUAGGCAGCAACCAAAAACAUACCGUAUGUAAACCAAAAAAUAAAGCUUUUGACCAAUAUUUAUUCCUCCAGUGUACGAAACAAGAACUUCCUGACAGAUGAGCAGAGGAUGUUAUCAUGUUGAGGUUUAUGUAUCUUAAUAAAGUUGUGGACAACAUUAUGGGCAAAGUUUCAUCAAAAGGACAAUGAAUCCUUGGUGGAUAGGGAAUAAUUUAUAUUAAAUUAAUAUUGGCCAGUCUACAUCACACAAUGAUCAAUGAUGAACUGGUUCUAUUUUUCACAAUUCUCUAUUACCCUUUGAUCCACUCCCAUCUCCUCUGUCAGCCCUCAUUUUACCUGCUAUUGGGGUUAUCGCUGUAAUUGAACUGUACUCUUUGAUUGGCUGUCUCAUAUUAACUUGUGAUUAAUGCAGCUAAUUAUAGUUCUAUGCAGAGUGUUUAUAAUAUGUAAAACGGGAAUAUUCUAAUGACACGAGAUGAGAUAUAACUGAUAUAACUACGUGCUGGAUCAUACAGUAAUCCUGAUAUUACGACAUGGCCAUAGAUCCUGUAGAACUGUGUCAGCACAUAGCUGCUUGCGAGAGGAAAUUAGAGGAGAAUGAUCACCGCAUGGAUCAAUUCACUCAGGCUUUCAGUACGCUUCUCGCUAGAACAUCUGCAGCGUCUCCUCCUAUAGCACCUCAAACCUGUGUACCUCCACCCACUGUUAAUAGGACACCCAGCAUCUCCUUUUGGCCAUCCCUACAUUUUGAUGGCAAUAUCCAGGAAUGCAGGGGAUUUCUUAAUCAGGUGGAGUACCAUUUUGAGGCCUCACCAGGGUUGUUCCCCACGGACAGAGCAAAAAUUGGUUAUCUAAUGAAUCAAUUAAAGGGCAAGGCCCUUGCCUGGGCUAAUCCGUUAUGGGAGAGUAAUCAGAGCAUUGUUCACAAUUACCAGGAAUUCCUUGCUGAAUUCAAGCUCACGUUUGAGCCAUUGGGUAGAGAGGAUGACGCCUCCACUGCCCUAAUGCACAUCAGACAAGGUAACCGGUCUAUCUCGGAUUAUGCUAUUGAAUUCCGUACCUUAGCUUCCGAGGUAGACUGGACUAACAAUGGGUUAAUCUCAGCAUUCAAAAAGGGUCUCUCUGAGACUAUACAAGAUGAGAUAGCCGCUAAAGAAUUACCAAAGAGUCUUAACGAAUUUAUUACAUUUGUCAUGCAUAUUGAUAAUUGGUUAGAGAUAAUAGGUUAGAUAAUAGGUUAAAUUCUUAACGAAUUUAUUACAUUUGUCAUGCAUAUUGCUAAUAGGUUAAGACUCAGAGAAGUCACCAAAAGCAAGACCAGAUGUAUGGCUAUGUCCCUAGCACCCAGAUUCUCUAAACUUCUUUUGUCUAACCUCCCUGUACAGUCCGAACCCGAACCUAUGCAGUUGGGGGUCACUAGACUGUCGGAGGCCGAAAGACAGUAUAGGAGAAAGGAGGGGUUAUGCCUAUAUUGCGGUAAAAAGGGACAUAUGAUAACUGAUUGCCCAGUGCGUCCGGAAAACUUCCGCACCUAAGAACCUUAAGGGGACAGGUGUGAUGGAGUUGUCCUCUAACAAAAAUAAAAGUAGAUUCCUCCUUGAAGUAUCUAUUUCCCUUGAUAACAAGACGUUUUCUUGCAGUGCCCUAAUGGACUCAGGUGCUGCUGGAAAUUUUAUUGAUGUCCAGUUUAUUAGGGGUAAUGAGAUACCAGUCAGGGAGAGACCUACACCGCUAGCUGUAGAGGCUAUUGAUGGCAGACCACUCACACAACUGCUUAUAACCCACGAAACUGUCCCUAUUAUGGUCUCUAUUUGGGCCUCCCAUAGGGAGGAGAUGACGCUUCAGAUUAUUACUUCUCCAUCAUGUCCUAUCAUAUUAGGGUUUCCGUGGCUGAGUAAGCACAAUCCAUGUAUUGACUGGGCUAAUGGGGAAAUAUUGGAAUGGGGUAAGAAGUGUAUGGGGAGAUGUAUAAAACCAGUAAAAAAGAGAUUGGGUAUUAUUGACCUUCCCACUACCACUCCCCAAACUCCUGGAGUUCCCAUACAAUACCGAGAACUUCAGGAGGUGUUUAACAAGGCUCAAUCUGAUGUAUUGCCUCCCCACAGAGCAUAUGACUGUGCCAUUAACCUGUUUCCAGGCGCUAUGCCUCCUAAGGGGGCAGUUUAUGCUUUAUCUCCCCAGGAGAGUAAAAUAAUGGAGGAAUACAUCAAAGAAUCUUUGAGCAAAGGGAACAUAAGAAAGUCAUCCUCACCAGCUGGUGCAGGAUUAUUUUUUUGUUUCGAAAAAGGGUGGUGAGUUACACCCUUGCAUAGACUACAGGGCACUUAAAAUCACUGUAAAAAAUGCAUACCCUAUCCCACUCAUUUCCGAAUUGUUCGAUAGACUACAGAGGGCUAAAGUAUUUACUUAGCUCGACCUUAAAGAAGAACGAGCUAGAUACCCCUAGGGGAACCAACUGAGUGUGUAUCUAGGGCGACCAAGACAGGGGAUAACCCUUAUGUAUAUAAAUAAAGAAAAAAACAGACCUGGUAGGUCAGAAAAAGUAGGGCGCCCCCUAGUAGAUUAACAUAUAUAUAUAUAUAUAUAUAUAUAUAUAUAUAUAUAUAUAUAUAUAUAUAUAUAUACACACAUAAAACAUAACCUUUAAUAGUUACUGUAUUAAAAUGCUCAUAUUGAUGAUGAGAAAAUGAGGAUAACAAAAAUAAUUAAAAUAGGUAUAGAUAGGUGAGAUCGUUAUUCCUGAGUGGGAUAUAUAACCUAAAAGUAUCACUUAAGAAGAACUAAUAUAAUCUUGUAGGGAAAAAGGAUCCCACUACAGUGCUCAUACCGUUACUACAAAAUAAUGGUAACUUGUAAUAAUGCUACCAUCUAGGAUAAUGAUAAGUGGCUACUGACCCUCCCAGCAAACCCCCCCCUAGCAGUUGCUUAGAAAAUCUUGUGGGGUAGAAAGUAGCAAGAUAAUGCUACAUAUCAGGGAGAGAAAUAACAUACACUCACAAAAAACAUGAAGAUCUGCUAUUAAGUUACUAGAUUUCGCAGCUAGUUCAGAGUCAGAGGUAAAAUGAAACAAUGUAAAUUGUGCCUCUGCGGCUGUCAAUGACGAAACCUCACUUAGCUGGGAUGUGGACACAAGGUGGGGAGAUCAGAAUAAAGUCUCCCCCCAAAAAAUGAAGGUAGCAGGUAGCUAGGUUGGAUAGUUGUUCGUGCUCAAGCCGUUGCAGUUUUUGCUAAUUAGUUAGCUAGACGUUAUUGCUUUGACGACCUGAUAGAGCUUUGUUCUGCUGGGGGUUGUGGAUCAUUAGGGGUAUUUUUAAUUUGUUUGGGGGAGACUUUAUUUUGAUCUCACCAGCUCGUGUCCACAUCCCAGCUAAGUGAGGUUUCGUCAUUGACAGCCGCAGAGGCACAAUUUACAUUGUAUCAUUUUACCUCUGACUCUGAACUAGCUGAGAAAUCUAGUAACUUAAUAGCAGAUCUUCAUGUUUUUUGUGAGUGUAUGUUAUUUCUCUCCCUGAUAUGUCACAUUAUCUUGCUACUUUCUACCCCACAAGAUUUUCUAAGCAACUGCUGGGGGGGUUUUGCUGGGAGGGUCAGUAGCCACUUAUCAUUAUCCUAGAUGGUAGCAUUAUUACAAGUUACCAUUAUUUUGUAGUAACGGCAUGAGCACUGUGGUGGGAUCCUUUUUCCCUUCAAGAUUAUAUUACUUCUUCUUAAGUGAUACUUUUAGGUUAUAUAUCCCACUCAGGAAUAACGAUCUCACCUAUCUAUACCUAUUUUAAUUAUUUCUGUUAUCCUCAUUUUCUCAUCACCAAUAUGAGCAUUUUAAUACAGUAACUAUUAAAGGUUAUGUUUUAUGUUUAUAUCUAUAUAUGGUAAUCUACUAGGGGGCGUCCUACUUUUUCUGACCCACCAGGUCUGUUUUUUCUUUAUUUAAGCUCGGCCUUAGGAGCGCUUACAAUUUGGUUAGAAUUAAAGAGAAUCAUGAGUGGAAGACGGCAUUUAAUACCCGUAGUGGACACUAUGAGUAUCUGGUAAUGCCAUUUGGGUUAUGCAACGCCCUGGAAGUAUUCCAAGACUUUAUAAAUUAUGUACUCAGGGAAUUCAUUUACUUAUUUAUCUUGGUUUAUUUGGAUGAUAUUUUGGUGUAUUCCCCUUAUCUUCAAACUCACCACUCCCAUGUGAAACAGGUUCUGUAGACGUUGUUGAAAAAUAAACUUUAUUGUUAAUUAGAAAAGUGCAUUUUUGACCAGCCUGAAGUCAACUUUUUGGGUUACAACAUCUCUGCAUCUGGGUUUCAAAUGGAUCCUAAAAACCUAGAGGCUGUACUACACUGGCCAUUACCCUCUGGUUUAAAAGCCAUUCAAAGGUUUAUUGGUUUUACCAACUAUUACAGAAGAUUCAUCAAGGGAUUUUCUUCUGUAAUAGCCCCAUCACUAAUAUGACUCGCAAAGGGGUUAGUAGCAUGGUAAGGUCCAAAGAGGCUGUGAAUGCUUUUGAGACUCUUAAACAAAGAUUUGCCUCUGCGGACAUACUAAAACAUCCCGACACCCGUAAACCUUUUAUAUUGGAGGUUGAUGCAUCCGAGACAGGGGUAGGGGCUGUUCUCUCUCAGAGAGAAAGCCAGGGAACACCAUUGCAUCCUUGUGGCUACUUCUCCAGAAAGCUGUCUCCUGCUGAGCGCAACUACGAUAUUGGCAAUAGAGAACUGUUGGCCAUUAUUCUUGCCCUCAAGGAAUGGCAACAUCUUUUGGAGGGUUCCAAGGACCCCCUGUUGAUCAUAACCGACCACAAAAACCUGGCGUAUAUAGAGGAUGCCAAACGUUUGUCUUCCAGACAGGCUAGAUGGUCACCGUUCCUUUCACGUUUUAACUUCCUCAUUACUUAUAGACCUGGUUCUAAAAAUACCAAGGCUGAUGCCUUGUCCAGGCAAUUUGAUAAUGAUUCAGCUCCGGAACAGGAGACAUCUCCUAUUAUUCCGCCAGCGUGUAUUAUUGCUACUACUGUCCUCUCACUGUCUUCUCCACUGCUUGGCACGAUACUGCCUCAGGCGCCCAGUGGUAAACCGUGUGAUAAACUGUUCGUUCCCCUAUGUGAAAGGGUUAAUAUCAUGAAAGUGUUCCAUGACAAUGUAACUGCUGGACACCCGGCAUCAAUAAGUCCAUUGCCGCGAUCACUAAAUCAUUUUAGUGGGAUUCACUCAGGAAAGAUGUAAAAGAGUAUGUGCAGGCAUGUUCCGUGUAUGCAGUUUCUAAGGUGUCUCAUGCACUUCCAUGUGGCCUGUUGCAGCCUCUUCCUGUUCCUGAGAUUCCAUGGUCCCACUUGUCCAUGGACUUUAUUGUUGAGCUUCCUAGCUCUGCUGGGUUCACUACUAUUCUCAUGGUUGUAGACCCAUUUUCUAAGAUGGCUCACUUCAUUCCUCUCAAGAAGUUGCCAUCUUCGCAAGAAUUGUUCCUAAUUUUUAUAUGUAUAAUUGUCCGUUUGCAUGGCAUCCCUCACAAUAUUGUGUCUGAUAGGGGCUCUCAGUUUGUGUCCAGGUUCUGGAGAGCGUUUAGUAAACAAUUGGGGAUUGAUCUCUCCUUCUCCUCCUCCUACCAUCCACAGACCAAUGGUACAGCUGAGAGGGCUAACCAGUCAUUAGAAGUUUAUUUGCAUUGUUUUGUUAAUAGCACACAGGACAAUUGGUCCGAACUACUCCCGUGGGCCGAGUUCACUAGAAACAAUGCUGUUCAUGACUCCUCUGGGCACAGUCCAUUUUUUGUCAAUAAUGGUAGGCAUCCUACGGUUCUUCCUGCGUUUUUUUCUGAUACUGCCAUUCCUGCACUGGAUGAGCGUCAUGCCUCCAUUCGGGAUACCUGGGUUAAGGUUCAAACUGCUCUGGGGGCUGCUGCUGAACGCUUCAAACAUUUUGCUGAUAAGCGUAGGAGUGCCAACCCGGUGUACCAAGUGGGUGACCAGGUUUGGUUGUCGUCUUGCAACAUCAAGCUUAAGGUCCCUAGCAUGUAGUUUGCCCCCAGAUUCCUUGGUCCCUAUAAAGUGCUUUGUAGGAUCAAUCCAGUGUCUUACUCUCUGGAUCUUCCUGCAUCUUUAGGGGUUCCCAACACUUUUCAUGUGUCUUUACUUGAACCUCUUGUCUGCAAUAAAUAUACUGUUCCUCGUGUUCCUCCCCCUCCAGUUGUUAUGGGCAAAUGCAAAUAUUACAAGUUUUAGAAUGAAAUGUUGUAUUUCUUAAACUGUGUACUUUGUCUUUAAGAGAUAUUGCAAACUGACAAGGUGUUAGAAAUGGAACAUAUUGUUUUUCAUAACUGUUUCUUUAAGCAAUAACCUCAGUGCAUAAUAUGUUUGCGCCAUUUUGUCCCAGACGAAAUACAAUAAUGCAUAAACAAGCUUCAAGGCUAUGCUACGACUCUUUCAGUACACAUUAUACUGUGGUAACCUUAAGUAGAUAAGGAUGUCCAGACUUUAAGAUGCCAUCUUGAACUAAGUCAGGAAAAUUUCCAUGACGUAUGCACCCUUUAGUUAUGGCCUUGUAUGUUUGCCAAGUUAAGGGAGGUCCUAAAAUGAAUAAAGUAAAAAAAGUAUUUUUUUAUAUAUGAACUACGGUAACCCUAAAAUGGAGACACCUAAGGUAUGAAUAGGUGUACUUUUAAAUGUUAAGACACAGAGGAGAGACUUGGAGACAGACGCUGCUCCAUCUUAAAAUGACAGAGAGGCUGACAUGAUGAUAUAUUCAGAAGGGUAUGUUAACCUAUUAAUGAUAUUUGCAAGCAUGUAAUUUAAUCUUAUAAACUCUGCUAUAAUGGAUUUUAUAUUUAUAUUUUUAUAUAAUAAAUAUCCAAAAGACAAAACUAUUGCUUCCAAGACAAUCCUUAUUUUAUAUUGUAUUCUCAAUUAUUUAUAUAUGUUAAAUAGAGGAUCUCUUACACUAUAUAAAAUUAUGGCUAAGAUAUCUGUAUGGUUAGCCCUACUAAGUUCUAUGCUUUAAGACAUUAUAGUGGUAAAUAAGGGAACCACCACGGUUACAAUUGGCGACCACGAAGGGACUUUGUACUUGGAAGCUUUAAAUAUAAAAUAAAUACCUAGGUAACCUCUUAUACGUAAGAGAAGACACAGUACUUUGUCAUGGCACAAGUCUUGAAAUAUCAAGAAUCUAUUGAGCUAUGUGUAGCCCAGACUCAGAGAGAGAUCUUCAUCAUUAGAGAUGAUUUUAAUGUGAACAAGGCACUGUGAGUUCAGGUGCCAGGUACAACGUAAUUAGCAUACAAUGCUGAAAUUGUGGGUCUUAACUAAUAUAAUAAUAGAACAAAUAUACAUAUUUGGUAAACUCCCUAAAAUGCCUAAUACACCAGCACAGCAUGGCCCAUUAGUUCCAGGACAGUGGAUUGCAGGCAGAGGGAUAUAUUCUCUUUGUAGCUGCUUAGUAUGCAUGCGCAGGAAAAAGAUUAAUGCAAAAUGUUGUGAAAAGAAAAGUGAUAAGACAGAGCGAUGAAAUUUGAAGUCUAAUUCCAAGAAUGCAAAGAAAAUUGCAUUAUGGCUUAAUGAAAACAUUCAUGCAACAGACAGACAGGAUUUUUAAUUAUUGCAUUACUGCGUUCUGGAUUCUAAUGUCCACUAUUUAAGAAAAGUUUGUAAAACAGUGAUAUUUUCCACAUUGUCAGUUAUGCUAGCUGUUGAUUAAAAAUCAGGAAUUAUAACAGCAUAACUAUUUUUGGAGUCUGGAGUUUCCAGCCAAGGUUGCGGAGAUACAGAGACAUGUAAACAUUCCAAGGAAUUGAGAAGUCAUUUUAUAUUCCAAAUUAUGAACAACAUUAUUACAUACAAACAUAAAGAGAAAGACAUGGCUUUUAAAUAAAUUCAAUGCAGUACACUGCAGCAUGUAUUUUAUAUAAUAUAUGCUAACUAGCUCAUAUUUUUUCUUAAACAGAGUUGAAAUUAUACUACCCUCCUAGAAAAAGGGCAACAGGUGGUUAUACAUCCUUUGCUUCUCUAAAUCCUCUGCUAAAAUAAAUAUUUAUAACAUGAUUAAAAAUAAUAUAUAUGUAAGAUAAAUCAGGGCAAAAUAAAAUGGUAACUAUACAGGAUCUCUGAUAGCUUUUAAACUGAAAUUAUUAAAGGCUUAUUUAAAUAAAAUGUUAAAUACAUUUACAGCUUUAAAUGUGACCAAAAGAUACUAAAUGAUGUGUUAAGCAGCCAGCCCAAUUCACUAGAAUAGCAUAAGUAUUCUACUAUUUAAAGUGCACAAUUCCUGCACAUAAUGACUUUGCUUACUCAGGUACAGUAUUUAGUUUAUUGCAAUGGCAGGAUUAAAGUCCACCAAUUUUAAAAGGGAAAGCUUACUUAAAUCAGUGGUACUAUCCCACCGUACUAGCAGUAAGGAAAUUAGAACAAUGAUAUUGUACUACUGAAUGUAAUCAGAUCAGACACAUGUAAUCUCAGUGAAUUUCAUAAACUAGGUUUUCAUAAAAUAAGAUUAAAUAUCAAAGUUGUUUAUAUAUCAAUAUAUCAAUGUUGUUUAUAAAUAAAAGUAUAUAGCCUAGGCAAUAAGAGCAUUUACAUGCAUUCAGCAGCCUGCUCUCUCAGAGCCAGAAACGGAUUUAUAAAAAAUAAAAAGUAAGUUUUAAAAAGUCCACAGUCAACCACACAUGAAAGGUGAAAUAAUUGCUUCUUUAAAAGCUGUAUGCUGCCGCAAUUAUGUAUAUAAAUACAGAUUAGGGCACAACAUAGAAAUAAAAAUACAGUUUCAAAUCUCAUAUAUGAGGAUUCAGUUCCACCACAUAUUCUACAAUUCUUAAAGAGGCUAAUUUUAAUAAUAUGUUGUAAGAGCAUUGUGAGUAUAUAUACUGCAAAAUUAAUGUGAUAUCGCAAAGCCUGCAAUAUUCUAAACAGACAUUAAAAUUUAAGAAAAAAAGAAAAAUAAUAAAUAAAAAAAUAAAUAAAUAAUAAUGCAUAAAAAAAAUGCAGUGUCAAUUAAAGUGAUAAUACUCUGAUAUAUUAAAACACAUUGCAUAUCACAUAUCUGCUAUAUGAAAAGUAUAAUUAAAGUGACAUUACUGUCCAAAGCCCCCUCACAUCUAUUUUAUAGAAUCUAUACUUUUCAGUGGUCACCUCCAAAGAAGCCUCUGAAACUGGGGGGCUCAGAGGGGUGUACAUCCCAAAAGGAAUCAGAUUCCAGACUUAAAGAAAUAAAUGAUAGAAAAGGGGAACACCCAGAACAUGCAUUUUUGUAUAUAAUUUUAAUUUGCAGAUAUUUUAUGCCUUAAAGACAUAAUUAAAUAUUUAGACAUAAUUUAAUUAAAUAUGCAGGUAUCUUUAAAAAUUAAGCAAUGUUAAAAAAUAAAUAAAAUAAAUAAUAAUAAUAAAUAUAUAUAUUUUUACCACAAUAUAAACAGCUUUGUUAAACCGAUUCAAGUACAAGUACUAAUGUGAAGAAAUAUACAGAAUACGUUUACAACAGGCAGGUUUAGCAUAAAUGCAAAGUUGUUGUUUUUUGGGGAUUUAUUAUUGCCCAAGAAAUCUCUGGACAUUUUUGAGAGCAGCAAGUAAGACAGCAGAUUGCAAUGGACACCAUUACAAUAUUGCUUUACCGAUUGAUGUCAGAGCUUUAAAGAAUAAAUAAAUAAAUGUUCUAUAGCUCGCUAGACCACUGGCUUUUAAUGAACAGUUUGCAUGACACUUAUAAAAUAGUUUGUAAUACUGCACAUUAUAGCUGUGACAACAUAAUAUACAGGGUAAAAAGGCAAUGUCACUGUUUAAUAGACUUACCCAGUAUUUAAGGACGACAUGUUUCUUGCAAAGUAAUCGGGACUUUGAGGGAGGUUCUAACUAUGUUUAAUUAAUUAACUUACUAAAGAAAAAAAAAAAAGAAGAGGUUUUGUUUUUCCCCUGCAAGUGCGUUUUCAGCGCAAGGUCAUUUUGUGUUCACAGACUAUUCGGUUUUAAAAAGCUGUUCUUUAUCUCACAUUAUGAAUGGCCUUGUAAUUCCUAUGCACACUAAAAGUUGGCUUUUAAAUGUUAUUGUUUUAACUUUAGUAUUUCAUAGUUAAUACAGAGAAUAAAGUAAUUUAAAGAAAAUAUAAAGAAAGUAUAUUAAUUGAUAGAAUUUCAUUUAUCUAUUUUGGUCCACUGUUCACUGAUCUCGAGUCUCAGUCUGGUGUUCAAACAGUUUUUCUUACGAUACGUCAUGAGUUUAUAUCCACAACUGCAUUUUGCUUUGUGGUAACAAAUUGAAAGCCUGGCAUUGUAAUACGUGUAUGGACAUGCUUAUAACAAAGCAUGGUCCCUCUACUCAUGUAGUUGGUCAUUAACAGGCACUUUGAUGCAAUGUGUCUACCAACGCUUUUCUGUGGUCACUGGAUCACAUCGCAUACCCUAUCUCUCAGUCAUGAUGCAGAGUUUAUGCUUGCAAGGAUAUCCAGACCUUAUCCAUCUGGUAUCCGCGUAAAUACUCCUAUCGUUUAGAGGGGUUAAUUACAUAACCAUUGGAGGUAAUAUGUUGGUUGUUCUUCUUAUAGAGGAAAGAUAGACUUGCCCUAAAAGCUUUUUCAUGGCUAGGACAAGCUUUCAUAGAGAGGUAAUGUACUUCUGACUCCUGAAAAGGAAUAUUGGUGGUCCAAUAUGGGAAAUACUGUAAUUCAUGUGUUUAGUAAUCAUAAGCAUUUGCUUAUUGCCACAUUACUGAUGUACUGUUUAUUGAAAUAUUAAUAUCUAACAUACUUUUUGAAUUACUAUAUAUUGGAAGUUUGCCAUCAUCUCAUGGUUAUAAAUAUGUUUUUGUAUGUGUUGAUGCAUGUACCAGGUUUACUUGGAUAUAUCCUGUGCGAAGUGCAACCUCUGAUGCCACGUUUUCUAGUCUCACUUCCUUAGUAUGCAUUUGAUAAUCCCAGGACCAUCCAUUUGGAUGGUGGUCCUGCACUUACUGCAAAGGAAACCUAAAACUGGGCAACCACAUUUGGGUUACUUUGGGAAUUCAGUGCACUCACCACCCCCUAAGUAGUAGGGUUGUGGUCUGGGAAAAUGUUGAGGUUAAAUGAUUAUUAACCAAGUUACUAGUUGCUUGCCCCACACAGUGGUAUCUAUUUAUUCCUAUGGUACAGAUGAGCAUUCACAACAUCAAUACCUGAUGAUACAAAUGGUGAGACACCAUAUGAAAUGUUACAUGUUUUUCACUGACAAACAUAUUUCUGCACCAGGGAGAGCUUAGAACCAUUGGUUCUAUUAGAGAAAUUUAGGGAUUUUUUUUCCUCGCCUUGCACCACCACCUAUUUCCUACUGUUGGCCAGCUUGUCCUGGAGAGGGUGACACCGAGAACUUUUACUACAGAGAACAAUCAGAGCCAAUAGAGAACAGUGAAUUUGAUAUUUUACAACCUGCUAAAAUACAUCCAAGACGUUCACAGAACCACUGACUGACACAGUGAAUGCUGUUAAAGAUGACAAGAUAAAUCAAACAGAGGACGACAGAAAUGCCACCAGACUCAUAGCCACGUAACAGACUGAAUCAUGAUCUGACAUCUGAACCUGCAAAUGUGAAGGAGAAGGAUGAACAGACAGAUGUUAUACAUUCACAGUUAACAUGGAAUGUAUGAAAAAUGAAUCAUUAACAUCAUUAUAAGAAAGACUCUGGAGAAAACAGACUGAACCUGAAUUAUCUUAUACAGUAAGAAAGAAAUGCAAAGAUGGAAGCAAAAGGAUGCUAGAAAAUUGGUUAUGGUGUCUCCUUCUUACAAUCUGCAGCAUUAUCAUAACAUCAACCCUAGCUGUCGUUUUAAAGCUGCAUUGGGAUUAUGUUAACAAGCAGGAAGCACCUGAACUGAAUUGGACUGCACACUAUACAAGUUCUGUGAUCGUGAGGACUACCUCCAAGAACCAUUUCAAAAGGAGAGACACAGCUCACAGUGAAAUGAUUGCUAAUGUGACACAACAAGGAAUCUGUAAUGAUUCUGUUGCAGAUGUGAUCUACCAAUGUACUCCUUGCUCUUUUGGUAUAACUAUACUCAUCAAAACAUUAAAUGGCUUCAUAGAAUCAAACGACAAAGGAUUCUUGCUAUAUUCUGGACUUCCAGGAAUGUGGUGCAUGGACAGAAAAAUUAUAAUUACUAAAGCAAUCAUGCUAUUUUUUCCCUGUAUCAGAAAUGUGUCAGUGACAAUGUGUAAUAUAAUACAGAUACUAUAAUUAAUGGUAUAAGAAACACAUAAUGUGUUAAUUACAUAGGUGGAUAGACUUUGUGAAUAUCUGAAACGCAAUUGAAGAUUAUUGCUAAAAUGCCAUAUGCAGCUGCAGUCUGGCCUACAAACAAAUAUGUUAAACAUACGUAUAAGAGCAUACUAGCUGAGUACCCAGAUAAAUAAUUGAAUCAUGAUAGUUAAAGAUCAUAUGAUUACGAUAACAACUGUAAUAAUGAAUAAUGUUUAAACUUUAGAAGAAAAUGUAAAAUGUUUUUAUUAAAUCAGAAACUAUUCUAUAUUCGUUUAAGUUUGCAGAGUGGUAUAAUUAAUUAAUAUAAGUGAAGCACUUCAACAGUUAAAAUUUAACUGAAAGACAGGCAGAAACUUUACUUCAACUAUCAUAAAGUUUAUUAUAAUGAUAAAAAUAUUCAGUCUGCCAGAGCUAAGGCCAGUCAAUGGAAAGUAAGAGUAUUAUGGAUUAACCCGUCCAGGUGAUAUACAUGAUGAUUUUGGAAAUUGAUAAGUUAGGUCACCUAUUGCAAACUUGUGAAAAUAUGUCAAAGAUAUAAAUUCAACAUUCAUAUCACUCUAUGUAUAUAAAUUAAAAUACACAUAAUCAAAUAUUUUAUCGUUUUUUUCAAAUACUAAAAAAAUGUUAUUUGGUUUGUGAUGAUUAAAGGUACAUAAAACCACUUAUACAAAGAUAGAGUUAAAAUAUAAAUACCUUCAAUAUUGUAUCUGAGUGCUUUCUUAACUCACUUUUAGAAAUAAUAAUAAAAAUUCUAUUUAUCUUAAGCUACACCCAACAGCCGCUGGUAAAUAUACUUAAACAAUUAAGAUUCUCAUUGUUAAGUAUCCAAUCUCACGAACGUAACUUUCCACAAUGGCUGUCAGAUCUAUUGGUAAAAAAAAAAAAUGUUUUCUAAGACAAUAUUUGGGGGUUUCUGGUAUUUGAAGCCACUAAUAACUGUAGUUAUUAUAUUUACUAAUAAUAACUAGGGAAUAAGUUGUCUUCUCCCUAACAGGUCAAAGAACGAUAAUUAACGUCAUAUUUCCAAUUAGCAACUAUUCUAAAUAGAUUGAGAGAUUUUGAAUAAAGGAGUAUUUUUAACAUUUAAAGAACAAAAGUGGUAAAUACUUUGCUGCUUCAAAUUAUUCGUUUUAUAUCUCUAAAUCAUAUACAAGAGUGUUUAUCUUUAAAACAAAACACUAGAAAGAUUAACUAUGUUACUAUUUCAUCUAUCAUUAUUAUACAAAGUAUAACAAAUGUAAAGAUUUUUCCACAGAUUUUACCUGUUAACAUUUUUAGCACAACAGCACCUGAUGUCAGUGAGAUGUCUAUCACUGAGAUUUUACAAAGAUUCCAAUACAGCAAAAAGAGGCGUUCUUGAGAAUCCACUUCGAUUGCUGUAUCAACAUAACAUUUACUAUAAUGGGAUCCAUGUCACUUAAGACAAUGUCUUGGAAAUGCUGUCAAUUAAUUUAUUCCGUAAAAGAAUAUCGGAGAGUAUCCAAUCUAUACACAUCAUAAACUGUGUAAACAUGUUUCAUGGAAAAAACAAAAUAAAAAAAACAAAGACAAAGACAAAUACCAACGCCAUCACCACGGUGAUAACAGAUGAUGCUGAUUCAAUAUCUGCAACCAAUUCUAGCCAAAUACUUGGAUAGCUGGACUCUACAAUCUAUACUCUACAACAAAUACCCGGGUAUUCUACAAACACAACCUCCAGCAAUGUAUCUAAGAAAUGUAAACUUCUACAGGUCUUUAAAGACUUUGGAUUACAAAUACAAUUACUGCUUUUAACUUUGGAUUACAAUUCGCAUCCGAAUCCAUCCAAAAAUAUCUUUCUCUGGAACCUGGUGUUCUUUUCAAUUCUUUCCCAGACAAAAGCUUUGCUCAUUUUAAUCAACCACCUUUACAGGCAAAGAUCACACUACGGAUGUUUUACUGUUACAAAAAUGAUCAAAGAUGCUGGGAGCACAAAAACCUAAAGACUGUUGGAGAACUUUGGUUUACUAAUUUAAGUUAGAAAUGCGCUACAAUGCCCACAGUUUAAUAUUACAAGUUUUAGAAUGAAAUGUUGUAUUUCUUAAACUGUGUACUUUGUCUUUAAGAGAUAUUGUAAACUGACAAGGUGUUCGAAAUGGAACAUAUUGUUUUUCAUAACUGUUUCUUUAAGCAAUAACCUCAGUGCAUAAUAUGUUCGCGCCAUUUUGUCCCAGACGAAAUACAAUAAUGAAUAAACAAGCUUCAAGGCUAUGCUACGACUCUUUCAGUACACAUUAUACUGUAGUAACCUUAAGUAGAUAAGGAUGUCCAGACUUUAAGAUGCCAUCUUGAGCUAAGUCAGGAAAAUUUCCAUGACGUAUGUACCUUUUAGUUAUGGCCUUGUAUGUUUGCCAAGUUAAGGGAGGUCCUAAAAUGAAUAAAGUAAAAAAAGUAUUUUUUUAUAUAUGAACGGUAACGGUAACCCUAAAAUGGAGACACCUAAGGUAUGAAUAGGUGUACUUUUAAAUGUUAAGACACAGAGGAGAGACUUGGAGACAGACGCUGCUCCAUCUUAAAAUGACAGAGAGGCUGACAUGAUGAUAUAUUCAGAAGGGUAUGUUAACCUAUUAAUGAUAUUUGCAAGCAUGUAAUUUAAUCUUAUAAACUCUGCUAUAAUGGAUUUUAUAUUUAUAUUUUUAUAUAAUAAAUAUCCAAAAGACAAAACUAUUGCUUCCAAGACGAUCCUUAUUUUAUAUUGUAUUCUCAAUUAUUUAUAUAUGUUAAAUAGAGGAUCUCUUACACUAUAUAAAAUUAUGGCUAAGAUAUCUGUAUGGUUAGCCCUACUAAGUUUUAUGCUUUAAGACAUUAUAGUGGUAAAUAAGGCAACCACCUGCGGUUACACAGUGGUGGUGGGUGGUCAGGAAGAGUAUGAGGUAUCUUCUAUUGUGGAUUCUAGGUUUUCUCGGGGCACUUUACAGUACUUGGUGGACUGGAAAGGUUACGGUCCUGCUGAUCGUUCUUGGGUUUCGACUCCUUACCUGCAUGCGGGCCGUAAGAUCCGUGCUUUUCAUGCCAAGUUUCCUCUCAAGCCCAGUCCUGCCCGCCCGGUGGACGGUCUUCAGGUGGGGGGUUAUGUCACAUAUCCAUCUGACACUUUUCCCUCACCUGGUGCUGAGCAGCCGGAAGCUUGCAGUCCUGACUGUCUCAGCAUACAGUCUGGCAACGGCCGGUGCACAUCCACGGGCAGAAAUAACCCCGCGCGUGCGCAUGUGACCACGGAUGUGCACACGUGAACGCGCACGCACCGCACACGCACAUUUUGGAGCCAAAAUACCGGGCUGACCAAUGGGAAAGGAAGGAUGGAUAUAAAAACCUAGUCUGAACUCCACUCAGUGCCCUUUCGUGGUUUCCCAUGUGGUUGUCCGAGAGCGCGUUCCUGUUUAUAGUUUUCUACUGGUUUUUGACUUCUCUAUAUUCUGGUAUCCUGACUCCUGGCUUUCCUCAUCGCUGUGUCCCUUUCUGUGUUCCCUGACCUCGGCUAGUAUUUUUGGCUAUUCUUUGUACGUUAAAUCCGGCCAUUCUAAGGACCUGUAAUACGUUACUUAUUUGUCAUCCAAGCUAUACAGUUCUACAUGCUGGAUCAAACAGUAAUCCUGAUAAGGGCUACAUGACAGUCAGUUUAACAAAGUUAUUUUGUUUCUUGUUUCUUUUCUCUUCGCUUCCCCCAUUCUCUCACCCCUUCCUUUCACUCCCCCACCUAAUCAUCCCCAAUCCCCCAUCUCCUUAAUACUUAAUUAAAGGAAUAUUGUUGAGGAAGAUUACGUGAUAAAUAUUGUUAUGAAAUUUAUACAUAAGAAUGUUUUAUUACCUGAUGUACAGGAUUGAUAUUCCUAUUGUAAACCUUUGCUAUAUGCAAACCUUUGUUAUACUCAAAAUUCUUCAAUAAAAAGAAAUUAAAUUUAAAAAAUCAUAGCUCUAUAAGAGACAUCUAAUGAAAGUGCAUAUUGAACAGAUAGCCCAGCAAUAUCAGAUCUGAGGAGGGUAACUAAUAAUAGACUACAAUCUAUUUUGUUAUGCAUGCUCUUUAUGUAACGUAAUGCCCAAAUGUACGUAUCGGUCAGACCCCACACAGGGAACACCACAAAAAUAGAAAAAAUGAGGGCAGUGCAAACAAUUGCAAAUGUGCACACCAAGUGCUACAAAGAGAUUUAUUUACAAGGACAUAAGGUACAAACGUUUUUGGUUAUCCCCUUUAUCAAUGCAUGUCACCCUCUAAAAUAAAGAAAAGAGCAGUAAACGUUUUUUUUCCUUUAUAACCUGGACAUCAUGGGGGAACACCACUAUUGGAAAACGCAUUACUCUGUGCAUCGUUAUUUUAAAGAAAAUAGUCUUUACCUUCGGUUUAUCAUCCACUGACGUUUGUUACUGUACUACUAUAUUUCUUUAAUAAAAAUAUGAAUUACAAAAAAACUUAAAUAUUAGUGUUUGAAACAACUAAAGCAUUUCCCCUGUGUCCACAGGCAACAAAGGACACAUCAGUCAGAAUAAGUCAAAAAUAACUACACAGUGCCAAAUAUCAUAAAUGGGUACAGGAAGUACAUUGCCCUCGGGACUAUUGUAACCAGGCUCUUUCCAUGGGAAUUAACCUUGGUCGCUCUGUGACAGCUGAAUCAAACUUGCUUGAAGACAGAAGGACACUCAGUGUACCCAUAAAUCAACCCAAAACCGCCCAGAUCCUGCAAACGACUUGGAGGAAUUUUUAAUAUGGAAAUCCAGAAGAAUUUAUAGUAUAUUAGUGGGAAAUGGACUGAAAACUAUACUAAUAAUUUUAUCAAUAUGGAAAAAAAAAAGAGCAAUAUUAUGGAGUGAUAUUACACUAUUAUUAUUUUACUAUUUAUAUACCGCCAUCAGAUUCCGUAGUGCUGUACACUACCAUAGAAACGUACUAAUGCUACAAAUUUUGAUAAUGAAUAUUGAUAAAUUGCAAGUACACAUGCACAAUAUCCUAUAAUUCUGCUUUAAGAAUUUAAUCUAAAGAUUUGUUAGUUUUAUGUUAUCUGUACAUGAAAGUACUACCUAUAAUCAAAACCAUUUCUUCCUGCUUAAGUUAGUAAAAGCAUCAAAACUAUAGCCCAUUGUAGUGGUUAUGGUGCUAGGAGGCCCGAUUUCCCAGUAAUGGGCCAACUCUUUAGCAUUGCUGGCAACAUAGGGGCUAAACUUCUGUUGUUCAGCACUUCAUAGCAAAAUGCACAGUCUCAAGGCACCAUGAUUGCUUUAAAUCACUAAAGUAGUCACGGCGCUUGAAAUAACCCUUUAAUUUUGUUAUUCCAUUUAGAUAUGACUGAUGGCUGAUGUCUACCAAUAGUCAAGUAACACAAAGAAACAUUUCAGGAAAAGUAGGACAUUAGCACUGGAAACUAAAUUAUGUUCUAGUGGUUUCUUUAGACAUAAGGGCCGUAACAUGAAAUAGUACCUACCUUUACACAAUAAUAAUUUAAAACGGAAAAAUGUUAGAAAAAAAAAAACAUGACAAAACUAAUUCAACAUAAAGACUAUAGAAAUAAUGUAUGUGUUUCCACAAUGGAGAGAAAUGUGCUGCCAUUGCUGCAUAAAUUGAUACCAUCUAUCCUGCAGAAACAGUCUCCUAUUAACUUGAUUUUUGUUUCAUAAUAAUUUUAUAUUUGUAACACUCACUAUAAAUGAAUAAAAUAAGUAUAAUCAUGAAUAAA
Messenger RNA from Pelobates cultripes (western spadefoot toad), 70346 nucleotides. NCBI's taxonomy places the organism in Eukaryota, Metazoa, Chordata, Amphibia, Anura, Pelobatidae. The record is from the annotation of a GenBank genome assembly.